This is a messenger RNA of Xyrichtys novacula (pearly razorfish), 57567 nucleotides long. The record is from the annotation of a GenBank genome assembly. Lineage: Eukaryota; Metazoa; Chordata; Actinopteri; Labriformes; Labridae.
GGGAGGCAGAGCGGGCUCCAUCUCUCUCUCUCUCUCUUAUGAAGUCUCUCACACAUGAACGGGACAAGUUUAGUUUGGAUCUAAGCUCACCGUCACUGAAGAUGACUUCACGGUAAAUGAAAGCCUCUCUGUUUUCUCUAAAGAAGACUCUUGAAGUCAACUUUUACUCACUUUUCCUCCUCUUUUCUUCUGUUUUCAUGCAGCAUUCCUCCCUGGUUCUUUGGAUUAUUUCUCCUCGUCCUCCAGUCCUGCCUCCACCACCACUCCUCCGCCUAUGAGCUGUUGGACGGUAUGUGCUCCUCUCCUCUCUUCUCUGUUUAUUCCAGAUUAAGCUUUUGUAUCUUGAGUGAACAUGACCUGUCAUCAGCUGGAUGUGAGCGGGGAAACUGUUGCGCUCCGGUCGUGGUGGAAAGUGAACUUGGUGCACUCGGACAGAGGAUGACUUAACUUUGAGAAAGAUGCUUCAACAGCAGAUAUUGGGGAUUAAAGUUUGCUCUGGUAGUUUCUAGUCAUUAUAAAGUGAAUAUUUUGCAUAACAUAAUGACUUUUUUACUUCUUUGUGGACUUUUUAGUUGGUGAUUAGUUGAUAUUUUUGUCUGAAACCCUCAUUUAGCAGGAGCAGUCUUUCCUGUGGGGUUUUAAAGUUGGAUUGGACCGUGUCCAAAGUCACUGUUUAUACUCCCACUACAGCGUGCAGAGUGAAAUCUGAUGUCCCCCUGACUCUGGAAACUUUAGGAGGUUUUCAGGAGCCUCUGCUUUUAGAUGAACUCAGUGAGGAGUUACCUGCGAGCUCCUCUGAUGGACGUUGGUUUCCAUUAAACCCAUUAUACUGAUGUGUUUCUCUGAACUCUUGCAGACUGUUUUCACAGCUUAAAUCUGGAUUUUCUCCACCAUAAAUGAAUGAAUGAAUCAAUCAGGGAGCUUCAACAUGUUCCCAAUUAGGUGGAUUUUCUUUUCCACUGCUCUUGGUGGCGGCGAAACCUCACAGAAGUAGUAAUCAGUAGCACAGCAUGAUGAAGGUAGUGAGGAUAAUGCAGAGCAGCUGAUCUUCUAACGUGUGCUUGUCAAGGAUGAAGGUCAUUGUCAAUUAUGUCCCAGUUUCAUUAGACGGGGCUGUCACGGCUUCGUCACUGCGCUGGAAUCCAGAUUGACAUUUGCAGCUAUGUGAGUGUAUUUAUGUGUGUAUUUAUGUGUGCGGAUGUGUUGACCUGUGAUCACCACGAGGACCUCCGUGUCACAAAAGCAGCAUUGUUUGGGUCCACUGGAGUAAUUACGGGGUCUCUUUUGCUAAUGUGGACCCACAGACUCUGACAUUUUGAAUUAAACUCCACUUUGCAUGUUUGUGGGUGAAAAGUGUUUGUGAAAUAUGAUCCCAUGAGACGAAGUAACGGACUCGAUCAUGGCUGUGAGUGAGAAGGUGGAUGAAGUUCAGUUGUCUGACUAAAGCUGAACUUUUUCAACUGUGAUUUCAUGCUUCAGUUUCCUCUUUUGUAAAUCCUGCAGAUGCUCGCUGAGCCAAAGCCCCGACAGGCUUUGUUUGUGCUUUUGCCAUAUUCAUAAUCCACCAGCAUGAUUCACUGUUUCAAAAAAAGGAAAGAGAGAAAAGUGUGUGCAAGUGCAUGCCGACUCUUUUGCCAGAGAGAGAGAGAGAGAGAGAGAGAGAGAGAGAGAGAGAGAGAGAGAGAGAGAGAGAGAGAGAGAGAGAGAGAGAGAGAGAGAGAGAGAGAGAGAGAGAGAGAGAGAGAGAGAGAGAGAGAGAGAGAGAGAGAGAGAGAGAGAGAGAGAGAGAGAGAGAGAGAGAGAGAGAGAGAGAGAGAGAGAGAGAGAGAGAGAGAGAGAGAGAGAGCACUUGGGACAAAUAUUUCCAGUCUGCAUGCUGUAAAUAUUCUUAAAAACAGAGCUGUCGCCGUGGCAACAUUCUCAUUUCUGUGCUCCUCGUGUGUUGAACUACAGCUAAUAUAAUCCAUUUCCUUUGUGUGUGAAGAGUGCAUCAUCCUCUUUCAGCUGUGUGCAGCGUGUGUGCUCGUGUUUUGAGGUGGAUACAACUACAUCUGUGUUUAGUGAGGUCUGAAAUUUGACAGAUGGAGUUAGAGAUGGUUUUAUGUGUGAGUAACAGCAGAUAAAAAAAGACAGUUACAGAAACAUGAAUGACAGUAUUCAAAACUUUUUAUUGAUUAAGUGUGAAUGGGAUUGGACAAAACAAUGAAUAAAAAAAUCCCUGUUCAAAUCAAUAGAUCCCCAGCCAACACUUUUUCAAUAUGUAGGAUUUUUUUAAGUACUUGACCAGGUCAUUGUUUAACAAUGAAUGGGAGCAAAAUGCAUGAAGACAUGAGGAGACCAAUUAUUACACCUGUGUAUGAACAGAUAAAAAAGGAUAUAUUUAUACUUUUUUCCAACUGAGGUGCUAAAUAAUGAAGUAUACAUGCACAGAUGACUCACACUUUAUAUCACCAUGGGUUAAAUUUACCCCAAAUAAGUCUGAUUCUGGCAAACAGUAUAUUAAAUUGUGUUGGGCUUACAUACUAUAUUGUAUUAUAUCAUAUCUUAUUGCAUCAAUUUAUCAUAUAAAUGUGUCUUAAGAUGUCUAAUUGUAAAGUUACGAUAUUCUUUAAUUUAUGAUACAUUACAUUAUGUUAUGUUAGGAUACAAUAUGAUACAAUACUAUAUCAAAUUGUAUCAUAUUGUAUCCUAACAUGACAUAAUGUAAUGUAUCAUAGAUUAAUGAAUAUCAUAACUUUACAUAUAGUAACUUUACGUAUCGGAACUUUACAUAAUGUUGCGUAACAACUGAUUGUUUUAGAAUAUAUAUUAUUUUACUGCAUCAUAUUGAAGUGUAAUUGUAUCAUAUUGUAUCGUAUUCUACCCUAACAUAACAUAAUGUAACAUAUCUUGAUUUUAUGUAUUGUAACUUUAUGCAUCAUAACUUUGCGCUAACUUUAUAUAAUGUAGCUUUGUAACUGAUUAACAGAUUUUUUUAGCAUAUCUUAAAAUUUACUGUAUCAUAUUGUAUAUUUUUAUAUCCUACUGUACCUAUAUAAUUGACAUAUAUCAUCUUAUAGAGUCUUGUUUGUGUUAUAUCGUAACGUAACAUACCACAAAGUAACAUAUCAACAUAUCUCAUAUUUUACCUCGUUAAAUCAUAAUGAAACUGCAUCAUAUCAUAUCUUAUUGUUUCAUAUCUUAUCAACUGAUGGUAAAUGUAUUAUAUCAUCUCUCAUAUCACAGCUUCUACACACUUCCUCACAUAAACCUGCUCAGCUCUCACUUUGAUGGUCUGAUGUGUAUAACCCUGAACCCCCGAUGGAAGUAUAGGGAUGUAGUUUACCUCCAAACAACAACAACACACACAUGCAGCAGUGCAGCUCAUUGUGUCGCUCUCCAUCUGGCAGACACAUGCUUAUUACUCAGACCUGAUGGUGUUUUUGAUUAUAAUGAAGGAACAAUCUGAAUCCAGGGACACAGACGCCUGUUAGAGACAUGAAUUCAUGAUAAUGACUUGAUGAUGAAGCUGAUGAUGUGUGUCUUGGAGGCAGAUGAUAACAAUGAGGCUAAUGAUGGUGAAGACGAGGGUCUGAAAGAGAAAGAUGAAGAUAGAAUGAUGUGGGAGUGCCAGGAGAUCAGUGAAGAGCACAAACGCAUGUAAGAAAACGUAAAAAUCAAACAGGAAAGAUCUCUGAUCUUCAGACCAAAGGGCUCUGAGUUCAUUUACAGGGUUAUAUUUCCAAAACACGGCUGAUGCCAGUUUGAAAAACACUCUUUAUCUCCCCUUUAAAGCCAAACGUCCAUCCUGCCAUCAAAGACAGGCUCAUUAUUCUCCUCUUUUUAUCUGCUGUUUGUUUUGGGGAAGGUCAACUGAGUGUGUUUGCUCUUCUUCUUUAACUUCACCUCCCCCUCCUAAAGUCCUUGAAUGUUCCCGCCAUUGUGGGCUGACAAAGAAGCCCAAACUCCCGACCUUUACAUCCCCUCUGGUCCCGAAACAAACCAAGAACUCAGAGAGAUACUAGAGGAGAUUUCACUGUAUGUUUUAUUUGAUCUUAUAUACUUUAUUUUUAUCACUAUUUUGCAUAUAUUUCUAUAUAAAAAGCCAGCACAUGCAGGUGAAAAUUUCCUUAUAACUUCAUCCUGAUCAACUGAGACUAAAGCAGACAGGGGCCAGUACAGGAGGAGUCACCUUUUUACAGUCUUUAUGGGACACAGGUAGAAGUUUCCUCUCGUCUUUUGAAAACUAGUGCAGAAGAGUUUCCUGCAGCUUCUGUUGCAGUAACUUGACCUCCAGACUGCGCUCGGGUUCCUCUGUGCUGCCAUGCAGGGGCGUGUCCAGACUUCUAGACUUGAGUGACACAGGCAGGGGUGGCCAGAGGUAUCAGUGCAAAUUUGGCUUCAACAUUUGACAGUCGAUAGCAUUUCCAAACAUAGACUAUCGACCUUUCUUUGUUGUCUUUGUUUGAUUUGCUCGAGAGUGUUCCCAGUUCAAUCCUGGUGAAAGUUGGCGGGAAAAAUUAGCACUCAAGUGUCGAUAACAGUUCCAGAAGUGAAGAAAAGAGGUCAAAAAACACAACAGGGACUCAGAUAUAGAGGCCUGACUUGACUCUCAGAUUUUGUAUUAAUCCUGAGAAAAGUAAACCCAGAGGUGACGCAUGUAAGUUAAAAGUAAAGAUUAGAUCUCCUCUUUAGAUUUGUUAAUAGAUUCAAAAGGAUCCUGAAGUGUUGUGUAAAUUUUUCUUUGGUUUUUGGACUUGAAUCUUAUUUAAUGAGAUUCUGGUUUGGCUCGGAUUGAUUGUAGGUCAUCUGGAUCGCCGCCCAGCGAUGUCAGGUUUUGAUUUAAAGCUCAGAGAGGGUUUCCAUCCAGCAAUGAUUUCAUGAAUGAGUGAUAAAAAAAAAAACAGACUUCUUAUAUACAGUUUUUGACAUUUUCUGUUAAACUUAGUGUACUUUUAUUCCACCCCACACUCAAUGGGUCAAUUUAUAUCUAUAUAUCUUUUCUGAGGGUUGAAAAACUUCGACGAUGAGCGCCAAGUAAAUACCAAAAGAGGAAAAUUGGAGAUCAGAGUGAGUGGAUGUAAACUCAGUAAAAGCUGCCAGAUGUUUCUUUGACAGCACAGAUGUGUGUUUGUGACUGAACAAACCUGCUGAAUCAGGAGGUUUUUCAGGGUUUUAUUACAUGAAAUCAUCCGUCUCUGUCAAAUUAACAAGUAUUAAUGCAAUAAUGUUUACAAAUUGGAUCCAAAGUGAACACGGAAAUAUAAUCAAUCUUAAACACGUCAACUCAUGACACAGAUGAGGUUUUGUCUCCUGGUUAGUCAGACCUUCACCUCUACAAAAUAAAACACAGCCUUUGUAAGUCAGAGUUUAAACAACUUUCCGAACCUUUAACAUGACAACUGACGUAGUUCGAACAGAGCCACGAUGUCCACCACCAGGAUUAGUGGUCAAAGCAGCUCAUAUGUCAAACAAACAGACUUUCAUUCAGGACUAUUUUGGAGCAGAGGUAGAUAUGAAUCAUUUCUACAGUUAUUAAUUGAGUCAUGUAUGAACCAUGACUUCACACAAGUUUCCGAAUUAACGCCGAAAUCCCCCUUUUUUAAUCACCAUGGAGUUAAAACGCCAAGAACAGACCAAACUGUGGUUGGAUCAUGGUUGGUUAAAUACCAUAAAGACUGGGUAAAGUUUAGGCGCCGCCUCAAGAAAUUACCCAAAGACAAAGUCCGAUAUCUCAUACCAACAAUCAGCAUAUCUGCGGGUCUUUGCUGCUGCUCUCCCUGCCUUUACUUUAGCAUUCAGACACUCUCAUGACUGAACUUCCUUUUUAUCAUCCCUCAGUUUUGCUCGAGUCAGGUCCGUCUUGUCUGAAGACUUCGACACUUAAACUUCUCCAUGGUGGUGUAGAUGUGCUGCACAUGGCUCUGCAUCCCAGACUACUUGUGUUUACUUCCACCAGCUGAUGAAUUAGAGCCAAUAUGACAGCUGUUAUUAACUCCAUCCAGGUCCUAAUAAGUUUCUUGCGCUGUAAUCGAUGCAAUUUGUUGCUUUUGUAAUCUUUUUCCACUGUUGACUUUUACUUUUAUUAAAUAAUCCCACCGCCUUGAUGUUAUUUGUUUAUAAAUGCUUUAAAAAGGAAGAGGACCUGAUGGUUUAACCGUAGAUCAUGCUGACUUUACACUUCAGGGAAAUCUGCUCCUCAGCGCAUAACCUGCUAAUAAUUUAAAGACAAAACCUCAAAGCAGGAACACGUGGCGUGUCCUGAAGGGUAAACAGGAAUAGCUCAAUUUAUUCCAAGCGAAAAAAACACCUAUUUUGAGUUCAGACUCAGUGUGAGCUCAGACGGUGUUGAAGAGGUGGGUGAGUUAUUUUAAAGCUGAAGACAAACACAGGAUGUGUUAAGUAUAGGACGGAUUCUGACGCAUAGUGUCAGUCUGACCUCCUUCCUCUGUGUCCUUAUUUAUGUGCCUCCUCUUUGAGUUAGAGGAAACAAGCCGUAAAACAAUUUUAACAAAAGAAAAGUCGACGAAUUUCUGAAUAGUUUUACAUCUUAAAUUGACUAUUUUAUUUUAAAAAGGAAGUUUGAACGGCUGUUGUUGCUCUUCUCUUGGAUAAAACGCUCAUGCUAAUUAAAUCCUCAUCUGAGCAUCAGUCAUCAGUGAGGAGAAUCAAAGCUCGGACCAUCAAAGAGCUUUUAAUCCAAAUGUGCUGAACACUGUUUGAUGUCGACCGCUCUUUUCUGUCUUUGGCCUUGACUCAGCGUUUGAUAAUACUGAUCAAAAAGACCAAACUUAAAAUAAAAAAGCAGACUUUUCUUUCAUGCUCGUUCUUUUUUUGUCUUUUGCUUCUCCUGUCUUUCCAUGGUAUCAAACUUUAAUUUUGGUGUCAAACUUUUUAACUUUUUUAAAAUUAGCACACCUCUUCUUGCUGCACAUCUAAAGCUCAUGAUACUCUGAGAUCUCGACAUCUUUAAUAUAUCUUUCAGUUUUUCAUCGCCUUUAUUUCGUCGUCUUAAGACCACAAUGUGACGUUUCUGUGCAGCUGUUUUUGCGUUGUUCAGUUCUGAUCCAGUAAGGAGGGAUUUGGACUCGGGUUGUUAGUGUUUGUAAGCCUCGCCAGUCUGCACUAGCAUUGCGAGCCAGUUAGGUAGAACACAUAUCUCGUUUAGGGUGACCAUACGUCCUCUUUUACCCGGACAUGUCCUCUUUUCUUGGGGUUGUCCCGCUUUGUCCGGGGGAGUUUAUAAAAUCCUUUAAAUGUCCUGGGUUUUGUACGGAAGAUUUGAGUCUGUGUCACGUGGACUUACUAAGUUAGAAGCAAGUAAAAAACACUCGACCCGACCUGCAAAGAUCUCAAGAUUUACUAUGCGCGACUCCGCCCCUGUGAAGUCGUGUCCUCUUUUUGGGGAUUCAGAAUAUGGUUAUCCUAAUGUUGUUGCGUUGCGUAGUUUUAUAGUAUUUUGAUCUUGAAAAGGUGGGCUGUGUGGGGUAUAACCACUUAAUUACAGCGAUAUGUAUAUCUAGAAUAGGCAUAUGAAUGUAAGCUGGUGGUGCUAGCUCUGCUAAUGUUAGCCACACCCACAAACUAAUUCUACACUUUUUACACUUAGACUUUGUUUAAUCUUACUUAUAUUUAAAAUAAAUAAAUAAAAAGUGGUAAAUUUGACUGUUUUUUCUGCUUUUUAGACUUUAGACUAGUUAGUUUGUUAGAACUUGAAUUUCUGUUUUAACUCAAAAUCAGAUGCGAUUGGACGUUCAUCAUUCAGACCAACUGCCCACAACCAAUUUGGACAUACGCGAUCCAUCUCCUGUGGUGACUUGAUGUCCUAAUGAGGAGUCUUUAAUUAAACCAGCACUCAAAAAGGUUCAGAUACUCUGUGGUACAACACUUUUUCUGAGCAAUGACAACUUUUUGAGACAGACUCUGCAGAAGCAGCAAAAACAGCCUCGUCUAUUUGAAUGAUUGAUCCAGGUAUCUGCUCACAGGUCAAAGGUUGCACCUAAAUUUGCAGCAGAUGUUGUGAUGAGGUUCCUAACUGUACAUUAAUAGAGCUGAAGAGGGAACAGACUGAAAAAAAGUCCCAGACCGGGUUAAACAAAGUCGUCAAGAGGUGUGAAAGAGAAAAACGUUCUUUCUUUCAUCACCCGCUGAUGACUUAUCCUUGAGCGAGUCGCACAUGCCGAGCCGUUUAAUGGCGAGAAAGCGGACUGUUGAAGGUUUGAGUGAGUGCAACUGUAAAAGUGACGCGAGAUGAAAAGAAAGUCUCCCUCUGAAGAGAGUUGGAACAUCACAGCACAUAAACAUGGUUACAGCUGCACAGGGCCACGUUGUGACCGAACCACAGAGCAUCCUGUGUGCUGUGAGAAAAUUCACCGAAUUCAAUCUGACACUUGAUAGAAGUUAUGAGUGUAGCUGCAUUCCUGUUGGAAAGACUCGUGCAGAAGGGAUUAGAGGUGCAUCCAAACUUCACUUUACCAUAAUUCAGAGUGGCUUGAAUUAGCGUGUUUACUUUCUGGGAGCGGCCUGCUUCCUGGAUUUUUUUUUUUUACUUCUUUUUUUGGCACCGCAGAGGUCUGAACGCUGAAAACAUGGAAUAUUUUAGAGUCUGGAAAGUGUCUGUCAGGGGGGAAAGAUGGAGUUGAAACAGGCAGGUGUGUGUUCAGCUGUGAGGAGGAUAGAGGAGGGAGGGGAUGAGGAGUCAUGGAGCAGCGGUGCAUCUGAGUGUCCACUGAGGUCAUGGGGUCCAGAGCAGCUGUGUGCGGGACCAAAACACUGAUAAAUGAAUGACAGUGUCCCUGGUUCAACUCAAAGUCUGUAUUUACCCCCAAAUAUCAGAGCACAUGUCUGAGCCUGUGUGAGUCUCCAACUGGGAUGGGGACAGAUCAUCUUAUUUGCUCUUGUUUGAUCCACUUUGGAUCCUCUUCUGAUCCUCUUCUGAUCCACUUCUGAUCCUCUUCUCAUCUCAUUUUCCACAAACUCACGUCGAGUUCAGAAUACACUUUCUUUUUGUCUGUUACAAGUACUGUGAUGGAUUAGGUUUUUAGAGAUUAGGCUAUUUUUAACAUCCUUGAGGGAAACCCUCCCAAAGGAUCAAUAAAGUUCAAUCUAAUCUAAUCUGAUCUAAUCUAAUCUAAUCUAAAUUAAUCUAAUCUGAAAUAAUCUGAUUUUAUCUAAUAUAAUCUAGUUUAAUCUAAUCUGAUCUAAUCAAAUCAAAUCUGAAUUAAUCUAAUCUCACUUAAUCUAGUCUAAUCUGAUCUAAUCUGAUUUACUCUCAUCAAAUUUAGUUUAAUCUAACCUUAUUUUAUUUUAUCUAAUCUAGUUUAUUUAUUCUAAUCUUAUCUAAUCUAGUCUAAUAUGGUCAAAUCAAAUCUAUUUUUUUAUAUCUAUCUAAUCUAACCUUAUUUUUUAUCUAAUCUAAUUUCUCUAAUCUAAUCUAGUCUUAAAUAAUCAAAAGCAGUCUAAUCCAAUCUAAUCUUGUCUAAAAUAAUCUAAUCUAAUCUAAUCUAAUCUAAUUUAAUCUACAGAGUCAUGAAUUCAUGCCAUGGUUUUAACUACAUCAAAGUUUGUCAGCUAAUAAUCAUUACCCAGGCCUUAUAUUGUCUUGGUGUUAGUCCAGGCAGGCUGCUGAGUCUAGCUCACCCCUCUGUACUUCAGUAUCAUCACCUCAGAUUAAUCCAAGUCAGAUUAGGAUUCUAUUCAAACUGUUUUAUUCGUGCAGAUUUCUUUGUAAACUAAUUUAAAAUUUCCACAAAAUCAUCUUAACGUCAUAAAAUGGUCGGUAUAAAGUGUGAUAAGUGUGAAUUUGGUUUACUUCUGUAUUUCAUCCUCAGACCUCUUUAUGUACAGCAUUACAGUAUAGAGAACAUCUCACUCUAAACUAUAUUUAUUACUGUGGUCCUGUGACAGCUUCAGGAUUUUUCCAAGCGUUUGGAUUUCAGGAAUUUCUUUCCCAUGCAGCCACCAGAGCAGUUAUGAGUUUGGCCGCUAACAUUCGACUGUUUCAAAUCAUCCAGACGAUGUUGGAACAGGUCAGAGCCAGGACUCUGUGACAGCCAGUCUACGCCUAUCUGUGAAGGGUUCAGAAUAAAAAAAAGGUUUCAUCGUUUAAAUAAAAAAAUCACAGGUUGAUUUAAGGAACUCCGGAUUAUAAUGACGCAUCUGUGCCCCCCUACUUCCAAAAGGUCCACCAGGUCAAAGCUCAGCAGGGUUUCCAGCAUGUUGACCCAACCUUGAACCUUUUAUGGCUCUGGUUUGGUCGCCUGUCCAGCUGAUGGAUGACUGCUGGUCAUCGGCAAACCAAAUCUCAGACUUCAAAGCGACUCUGAGGUUUCAGCUCUUAACCACAGAAACCUCGACUUUUGAACUGUUGAUGGACUUUUUAGAGGGUGGGCCGAGGUGUUUAAUGCAUCUAUUCAACCUAAAAACCGGCGUUUCUUCGGCGCAUUGGGAGUGAUAGAGGAUGACGUGCGUCUGUAGUGAGGAUGUAAUUGUUUCCCAGUGGGUGAUGGGAUUACUGGCGGUGGUGUUGAUGGUGGUUUUGUGGCGCGUGUGUCCCCGUGUGUACGCACAGAUGGUCUGCAGCUGCGUUAGUUCGAAGCACACUGUCAACUCAACUUCCUGAAGAUCCCAUCAAAAAUCUCAUUACUGCUCCGCUCUGAGUUUACCUGCUUCUGACACCACAGCUGGCAGACAAACAUCAGCAAACAUCUGUGUCUUCCCUGUUCCUCCGAUUCAUCUGAAAAUUCACUUUCAGCUCCUCUAAUCUCAGUUCUGUUGCUCCUGUAUGAAUAAAACUACAGAAAAAUCUCAGAGUCAGUUUUGCUGGUUGGUUUGUGGUCUGCCGUCUGCAGCUAUCGGCCUCUCAUUAGCACUUUAGAUGACUGUGUCGGUGCAUGUAGAAGACUCUUUCACUCCUAAACCAAAAGUAUGAGGCAGCUCUCCAAGAGAAGUGCUGAAUGUGCGUUUUCUUUCACCAGAUCAGACUUUAAAGCUGUAACCCAAGGCCUUCUCUGUCCCUGUAUUUGGUAUUUUUCUGACAAUCCAAUAGAAGAUUCGACAUCACCCACACUUCUAAAGGGUCUUUGUUUUGUGGCCUCUUUAUUUAGCAGUGUUGACCUUUUAAAUAAUGUUUAUUUAACCACCAAAAAGACAACAAAUUGUGAAUUCCUGCAGGAAAUUAAACAGAAAUUAGAUUUAAACAAGCUUGGUUCAUGAAUCUUGCAAAUAUGUGCGACAAAAGAAACAAAGUUUAAGCUCUGUUAAGUGUUUCUCUCCAAUUUGAAGAUCAAGUGUGUUUCCUGUGGUGAGGUCAUUAUAACGAGCCUGAAGUUGUUGACAUCCCAUAAUUAUACUUAAUCUUUGUCUGCAAUAAAACCCUGAUUGAACCGGUCCUAAGAGUCUCCCGCUGGGAUCCUAAACGUCCGUCAGUAGAGUUUAAAUGUUCAUGAGAGAAAUAGUUUUGGACGUGUUUCAUCUCUCUGACUGAAUAUUUGGCAUCACUGAAUAUGAAACACAUUUACUGAUCCAGAUUAUUCCUGAAAAUGAACACUGAGAGAGCUUGCAGGUAAAAAAUACAUAUGAUGUGAUAAUUAGACCAGAGAAUUGAGCUUAACGCUAAUCUUGACGCUAUCUUAAAAGAUGAAUUAUAAAAACAUUAAUCCUGUUUAUAUGACGAAGUGUGUAAGGUACAUAAUCAAAAUUGCUUAUGAUCACAUUGUGCUGUAAAAAUGGGUAUUUUAACAUGAGGCUUAAUGAGGAUUUCUUUGCUUUUGAAACCAGCCUCUAGUGGACAUUUAAGGAAGUGCACCCCAGCAUUGAUUUCAUUUUAAACACAGGAAGUUGAAGCUUCUCUCUUCUGAAUGCGGCUGUGUCUUUAGCUUUACCCAGUGGUGGUAUGUUUAUGUUUAUCUUUGGUAAAAAUUAUUUAUAAUUUUCUCAGUUUGAUGCUGUUAUUUACAUCAAAUGAUCCUGAAACAUCUGGAAUUGUUGCAUUUAUUAGAGCCUAUUUUAAGAAGUACUGUUGUGUAUUUUAGUUUGUAGAUCUAAUGUGUGUCAUGAUGGUUAUAGAUGCCUCCUAAGAUGGAGAUUUUGGUUCGAUAAUCCCUAACCGUACCUCUUCUGGGGAGCCGCCUCGAAAAUACAUCAAAAUCUCCACAAUGGAUUCCUGUUUGUAAAAACCAUCGCUGAGAUUUCAAGGCCUUAAACCCCCGUGUUAUAUUAUCCUGAGCUUUUGAUGAGAGCUCCUCUUCUUCUUCUGUAGUCCCUGGUUGAACAGUACUGUCAUCAGUCCAUCCAUCAUGGCGGCACCACACAUCCCGUCCCGGUCUUCAGACCCUGAAAGUUUUGAAAGCCCCUUUUGAACGGAGCAGAAAGAAAAACAGAUCCAGUUCCCCAAAAGGAUUCAAGGUUGGGUGUUUGGACUGUUUUCAAGAGCUCAUGAAGUGUUGGCCUGAUGUUUUUAUUACAUUUUACUGGAAGUUUCUGGUUUUUAUAUGCGCUAUAUUUUUGUCAGGCUUAUAGAAUAACGAGGUUUGAAACUCUGACAAUGACUUUGGAGGGAUGGAGAGAUAAAUUAUCUCAUUUGGGACCACCCUCUCUGCAUAAAUGUUGAGAAAUCCCCUUCAGACACCAGAGCAGAGGUCAGAUCAUAUGUGGGCUGAACCAUGAUAGACACGGUGGUCCAAAAGUGGUCUGGACUAAUCAGCUUAAGUGAAGUUCUGCUGUUGAGCCAUUUCCAUCGGACUGCACUUAAAUAAUCAGCUAAAUUUUCUGUUUAUGUAGCAGAAGAGGUGCCGGUAAGAGGUAAUUUCCCUUACCUAAGAGCGGCUACUUUCCUCAUGGUUUAGUGAUGUGUUACCAAUUAAAACUGAAUGAAACUUGGCAAUAAGACGGAGCACACGGCUGUGGCUCGACUGGAAAGUCUCGGUGGUUAGAAGCGUGUUUCUGGCGAGCCUAACCUGGAAUUAACAGCAGUGAAACUUUAAAUGCUGGUAAAUUCGUCUGUGGUUUUGUCGGGGGGGGGGGGGGGGGGGGUUCUGGUCUGGGGGUCUGGUUGUUUUGUUAAUCCACUUCAGCUGUUUGAUUUAAAAUCCUGUAUCAGACACUGUUAUUGUAUUGUAAUGGUAAAACUCCUUCUGGAGUCCACGUCUAUAAGAUGAGAAGCGAGCUCCUAUAAAUCACCUCCUGGCUCUUUUUCAUUCAAAAUAAUGACCUUUAAAUCCCUUCAUCAGCAGCCUCUUACAGCUGAGUCAAACCUGGCAACACGGCCUCGAGGAAAGGAGCCUAUUGAACGAUAUGUGGCUCCCUGAGGAGAGGAGAGACGACGGACUUACACAGACAACCCUGGACCCCUGACAGCCUUCCCAAAGGCAGCAGAUGCAAAAUAAACGAAUGAACUCUGGCCCAAUUUCUUUUCAACUUCUGCUGCACUCAUAAGUAAAAUCUGACAGAGUACUCGUGGCAGAGGCUUACAUCUUGGCUCAGGGUUUACCCCUUUGUUAUGAUACUCUCCUUUUAUUCUUGUGGCUCAGCUCAGAACAUUAGAGCGAGGCCGGGAGAGCUGAUGAACAACAGAGACGACAGCGCUGAGAGUCGUGGUUCUCGAAUAAGUUGUGGUCACCGAGACAGAAACCUCAGACAUCUCUUUAAGAUUCACGGAGGACACUGACGAAGGAUCUCUAAUUCAGACGGACUUGUUGCCUUUACUUUGCGUUAAAUUGUCAAAACAUGUACUCUAGUAUUUAACUCUUCAUCCCUCAUGUUUUUGGUGGCGAGAUUACAGGCCUGGUUUCAAGGCCCUCCUGUAAAGUUUCCAGCAGAUGAUGUAAGUAGAUGUAAUGGUCUGGAACGUGAAGUGAGGGACAGGCGGUAUCAUUAUUAUUAUUAUUCCAGCGUUGUUGGCUCGUCCUGUAACCCUGAAGCCGUGUAGUUUGAGGCUAACAUGGAGUUUGUCAUGGUUAUGACUGUGGUCUCCGCUAGUUUAUGAUGGGAAAGGAUUGUGGUUUCAGAAACCGUUUCCUACACGCUCGCUGAGCUGCGGCGGUCAACCGUCACUAAAAAAGCUCUGCAGAAACAUGGAUUGGGUUCUCAUGGCCUCAAAGAAAACUGUGGACUGGGUUUGUGUAAUCACACCUACUGUGCAGAUUUCUGCUGUUCCCUGAACCCAUUAUGGGAAGUCCCCGUUAAUCACAUGAAGGUUCUUUUCUCAACCUCUAAAAAUGAUUCAUGGCUGUAAAAUGUCAAAUUCUGCCUCUUUGUACCGUAAACUGUAGAUUCGACAGCGUUUCAGUGAUUCAGCAGGAUCAGGACCUGCUGAGUUUGGGUCAAUAAUCAACUCAGGAUUGAACCUCUUUAGAGGAAAUCUGGAAACAUGAUAAACCGAGGGCUGAAAUUUACUUUGUAGGGUAUCAAUCAACUUUAUUUUAUUUCUAUAGUACAUUUAAAAGAACCACGAGCGUAGCCAAAGUGCUGUACAUUGUAACAUAAAAACAAAUAAAACAAGCAAAGAACAAGAUAGAGUGAGCAAAAAUACAUAAAUGCAAUAAAUAAAUAAAUAAAUAUAUAAAUAAGCAGGAUCACGGCAAGUGCUAAGAUUAAAACAAACAAAAUAAGACUAAAAUGUAUUAAAAGCCAAGGAGUAAAAGUGCGUUUUUAAAGGAGGGAUUUAAAAACAGGAAAUGAGAAGGCCUGUCUAAUUACAUGCAAUCAGUCAGACUAAUAUGCAUUUCAAAGUAAAAGCCUGAACUUUUUUUUUCUUUUAAAUCCUGCUUUUAUUCUGAAGUCAUGUCCAGGACAGUUUCACCAACUUUAAUUGAGGUUAAGGUGAACAUAUCCUGGGAAGACGUUUUUAUUAGUCACAUUAGCUACAAGCAAGAAUGAAUAAAAAUGUUGAUAAAAUGGAAUAAUGCAUUAAGAAGUUUACUGCUCAACUAAAGCCAGUUUAGGAAGGGUGACCGUACGUCCUCUUUAACCCGGACAUAUCCUCUUUUUGGGGGCUGUCUGGGGGAGUUUAUAAAAUCCUUCAAAUGUCCGAGCUUUUGUGUGGAAGUUUUGAGUUUGUGCAGCAUGGAUCACCUGAGUUAGAAGUGCGUAAAAACACAUAACCCAACCUGAAAAAUCUCUUAAAUUUCACACACUUUUGUGUCCCCUUUUCUGGGAUUCAGAAUAUAGUAACCCUAGUUUAGGAUAAAUACAACUCACUACCAUGUCACUCAAAAAUUUUAAAGUGUAUACCCUUCUUAGCAUAAACUCAUUUUUGAGUUUGUUCUAUAAUUAUCAGUUUAUUCCUUUUUCUGUUGGUAUAUUCCGACGUUCUUGCUCUGUGAAUCGUACACAUUCCCUCAGUGACGUCUGAACCCACAUAAGCUGCAGAAGACUAUCUGUACAGUCACAAUCCUUAGGCUUAGUGAUAUUGUUAAACGUUAUAAACAUUAAUAAUAUUAAAUAUGAGAGUCUUUCAUCUUCCACUUUGAUAACCAGAUUAUUAUUUUCCUCCCUGAGCCUCCAGGGCUGCUGGAUCUGGACACAGACCUCAUUGUUGAUCAUUUUAGACUCUGAGGAUGAGGAAUGAUUAAAAAAAAUGAUCAUAUUUAUGUUAAACAGGGAAAUAAGGAAAAAAAAACAUCUUGUUUUUACAAUAUUUCAGACCUGGGGCUUCCUGACCUGAGCUCUCCUCAACAGGUGUUUUAGUUUUGCAGCAUUUGUUUGGAGUUUGUACAGAUUGACCGUACAAGGAGGUACAGCUGGAUCUACUUUGUGUGGAGGAUCACAUUUAUAUACAGUAAGUCAGGUAGAGUCGCUCAGGAAGGAGUUUGGGAACGUUAGAUCAACAUCUAAUGAUAAAACAAACCAAACAACGUCUGUGUUUCAUCGUCUCAUAUCACCAGAACAUUAGAGAGAAACCCUGCUCGUGUUUUCAGAUCCUUUCUCUGCUGUCAGUUUGAGGAAAUGAAGCCCCGGUCAGAUGUUCAGGAUCAAAGAGGCUGUCAGGCUGCCAGCAGAUACUUGUCGAGGAUUUUUAUGGAGGUUAACAGCUAUGUGUGAUCUCCUCUGUUAGCGAGGAGGGAGGCCGGUUUCUAAAUCUGGAAAGCUUUACACCCGUGGAAGAACUCGCACACUUCAGCUGAUCGGAGGUGGGUUUCCCUCAGGAUCAGGUCAACACAACGAUGUUUGGGAUCACUAAGAGCUCAAAUUAAGUGUCUUAAACUUGGAUUUGUCAGGCCAACACUCGAGGAAUAACCUAAAAAUCUGUCAUCCAGCUAACGACAAAUGACAUUGUGAGGACGCCAAAGUCGAAUCAGUUCACAGAGUUUGACUACAGCAGAUAAAAUCACACUGGAAGCUUCUAGACUCGACUGUAAAAUCAGUGCAGAUGUUUCCAUCAGAGACCUCCCGGGGUUCAGAGGUACUAAAGAUCUGGAGGAUCUCUGCGCACAUUAAACGUAAUCGUUCUGUUGGGAUCAAGGUUUUAAAGAUGAAAACUAACACAUGAAUGUUUGUCUGGGUUGUUUCACAGAGUACGCUUGUUUUAGACAAAGAAACCCUUCCACCCUCUUGAGUUUCUUCUCUCUAAAUUGACAUAUGGGAUUCAUGUAACUGUUAUUCACCACUCCUCAUUGAAAUAUUAUGAAUGACAGCUUGUAAAUCCACUUGAAGUGUUUGUUUUGCCUUUAACUGGUCCUCUGACUCAUCCAACAUCUCCAUCCAGGUCUUUGUCUUCAUCGUUCGUUUAUUUUUCUCCGAUCUUUCGUGUCGAUCUUCCUCCCCCACUUUCUUACGACUGCUAAUCCUCCUCUUCAUGCCUGUCAGAUGGAAAGCCAAGGUCAACACACUCUUCUUCGCCUGAACCCAGAUUCUACCGAUCCUCAUGCUUCUCUUAGUUUGUAUUGACAACCGUAAUCGAGCGUAUCCAGCUACCCCGUCAAAAAUACCCGAUCUACCCGAUGUAUCAAAAAUGAAAACUCCAUUAAAUGUCUCGGCCUCUGUUUUGACCACACCGCUCCAAACACUUGAGAGUCUCGAGGAAUUUUGAGUUAGCGUAACAAAGCCAAUGAGCUUGACCUGGUUUUGGCCUGACAGAUGACGCUAACAGCUGCUGAGUGUUGGAGUUGUCGGAGGACACGGAGGUCGAGGAUUGGGAUGGUUUCCUCCUCGGGGUGAACCUGGAGUUUCAUUUUGACCCAAUUUAGCAGCUAAUUGUCCAAAUCCUCCAGAGACGGUUGGGUAGAAGAAGACCGGUGCGUGAGGAGUUGAUGACCCCGGGGAGUGGGGCACAGCUGCAGGAGUUUGUGAAACGGACGAAUUCGAGGACUUACAGGAACCCUUUAUGAGCACUCCAGAUAAAGUGGCAGUUUUACAGCUCUGAUAUCACCGAAAUGAAGGUCAAUAAACUCCGCUCACUCUUUGGAUGGUGACUGUCAAGUGGCGCCGUUACGGCAACAACAAACGGAACGGGGCUGCAAGUGGACUGGCGGAGAUCCCGCUCUUUAAACCGCAGCAAACAACUCGGAGCGCCGAGCCAAAGCAGAUGGUAUCACUCAGACUCCUCCGCUCCCCCUCUAUAGGAACAGUUUGGAUAAGCUACACGGGUAUCUCCGACGUGAUGAAUGCGAACACGCCAAACCUCCGCCUGCUAUCAAAGCUUUGGCGUCCAUCACUGGAAAAGAAGAAGAAGAAGGAGGGCGAUCUUAAGAGAUUUCUUUAUGACUGGAGAUGGAGAUGAAGAGGUCACGCUGUGAUGUUCUGUUGCAGAUGUCGAUCCUUCAGUUGCACCUCGGUCUGUUCGCCACGGUUACAGCUUUUCUCGCUCUAUUCUUCUUUUUCAUUUGCUUGUCUUGGUCUCUUUCUUCCUCGCUCAGGCAGUCAGCACUUUUCCAUCUCGACAAUCCAGAGCCGUGUCAGACGCCUGAACUUGUUUUGUCGAUUAAGUGGGAAAGAAGCGUUGCCCAGCUCGGCUCCUUUUAACUCAUGAUUGAUUGCUCCUGCCUUUCUUGUUCACAUUAUCUCCUUUCCUCACUCCAGUUCUUUCUCCUUUUCACCUUAUUUCUAAUUCAUCACAUCAUUUUCUAGUCACAGUUGCCGGUUCUUGUUCCCACUUUCUCCAACCUCAAACUGGACCCGGCGGCGGCAGGCUGCCAAGAUCAGACAGACUUUGUUUUUAGUCAGCCAAUGAUUCCUCCGACACUUUGGUCAGAGAGCAGUUUCUACAGCUGGUUAAACACAGCGUGGGCUAAGCCGAAACAACGUGGCGUUUACACGGAGCCCCAUGACAUCUGACCUCUGUGGACGUCCGCCUCUUUUACCACCAGCCUCUCAAUGCUUUAAUUAACUCGAAGAAAGAGUAAGGGAUGAAUCCUUCCAGCUCUCUUUCAACACUUAGUCACAUCAAUUAACAUACCAGGAGUUCCCGAUGGAGAGACAGAUACAGAUUUCACAUUUAAAAAAAACUAUUUCGCUGAUUUGAGACCUUUUAUGGUCGUGUUUACUGCCACUUUUGUGGUUUCAAGUCCCAUUUUUAAGGUUUGUCACUCGACCUUUGGGCAUAAAUACAAUCUGACUUCCAUUCGAGGAUCUUUUUUUAGUGUUUUAUGUCCCUAAGAGGCACUCCAAGUCCUCCUGCUGUGAGUGCUUACUUCUGAAGAUAUUCUUCCAUUGAAUCAGUAUUUGUCAGUUUGGCAUGAUCACUUCUUGUUGACAGUAGCUCUCCUCUCUUUUGUGGCCUUGUCCAGUCUUUUUAAAUGGCAGAAACAUGGAUCUAUAAACUGCAUGUAACUCAAAUAUUUUGCUGAAAAAUGACCUGAGGGUUUUUAAGUGAGAAAUUAAGAAAAAACAUGGCAAAUAUCUACUCUACAAAGGUUGUUCUGUUCCCCCCGCUGGCUGUGCCAAGUUGGUGCUCCGUAUUAAGAUGGACGAUAAGGAUUCAGGGAGCUGGCCGCAGUGUGUGUGUAUUUGUGUGUAUUUGUGUGUGUGUGUGUCAGGUGAAACUCAGGAGGAAUACUUGGCUCCACUGACCUAACCGACUAAACUAUUUGGCCUUUGGCUCUCAGUGGCCUUGGAGCUGCCAGCUUGUUCAGAGACGGAGAAAAAAGACCCUUAUCAGUGACCCCAGACCUGUCCACUGUUGGCUUUUAUGGGCACACUCUUAGAGCUUUUAAUACCCGGUCCAGACCUGAACUGAGGCAGCUCCAAAUCUGCAGGGGCAGUUUGUAUUUCUGCACGACGGAGCCAAGAGGACACCAGAGUUCAUCCGUGUUGUUUCAUAGUUUUAUAAUUUAACCCAACGUCUGAGGAGCAGGAGAGAGAAGUGAGUUUAUUUGUGAGUGAACUGUGUUUGGGAAACGUCCGACCUGCAGCAGAGAAGCUCCAAACACUCGGUCUAUUCAUGUUUAGAGUCGGAGAGUUUUAGAACAGUUAAACAUGGACAUAAAUCAUCACGCUAAGAGCUUACUUACUCAGAGCUGACCUGCAAUGAACCCAUUCCUCCUGGAUGCUACACUUGCACUGUUGUCAUUAGGAAGUCAUUAUAUGCUCCACUUCCACGGUCGGCUGGAGUCACUCAGGGACCUUUAACCCCUUGUGAAACCUACAGCAAUGCUGCCUCCAAGUCUCUGUGCAACUUUAGCAGGUCAGGCGGCUUUAAACUGCUUUUCUUAAAGAUAUGGACUAAGAUGGACAUGCACAGUACUCCAAAUAAAGACCGGUUCAAUUUAUGGCUGGGUCCUUUAUCAUGACUGGCACCUUUAUAUACUUAUAGGAUGUCAGAUUUGGAGCGAUCUACAUCACAUCAUCUCUGCGCUGUUUACUUCAGUUUAUUUUUCUGCUGUCAGCAUCUUGACUCUCUGCUGCUCAGAGCUGCUCUCUUAUCCUGACAGAGCUAGAUUCUAUCUACUUACAGUAUAAAUGCGCUGGAGACGGAAAGAUCUGACUGUCUCCACAGUGCAAGUAAAAUCAUUCGCGCGAAUGAAUUACAUGUUAAGUCAAUGCAAAGACGCGAAUGACACGAAUUGGGCAGGAGCUGAAAAUGUCUCAAUUUGAGCAAAUAUUUGUGUCACGAUAACCAAUCAGCAUGAAGGUUGCCAGGUGACGUAUGAAAACAGACGGUUGUUCACUGGUAUCUAAAAUGGAGGACAAAUUGAUCAUGUCGGCAAGUGAGUGAGGAGGUCGGAUUACCUGGUAAACUGUAAAAAGCCUUUGUCUAUCACUUGAUCCCGUUGGUUGAAUUUGCAGGGAUUACCGUUGAAAUGACCGUUGAUGCGCGAAUGAAACAUGUAAAUACUAUUCAUUCACGCAUCUAGAUUCGCAUGAAUAAAGCGAGUAGAUGAUUUUACUCGUGCGUGGUGAGAGCGCCCCAUUACCAUUUUGUUAUGGAGACAUUUAUGAUGCAUGUGACAAAUUUACGACCAGUUUACCAGCUCAAGAAUGAAAAAAUAAAUAAACUCCCCAGUGUGCAAAAUAGCCCUGCCUCUAUGUGUCUCAUUUUACUGCGUUUUUUACAUUUCUUUGAGAAUCAGACGCUCAUACUUCUCAGUUACAGAUAAUUUAAUAUAAAGGCCUGUCCCCCGCUUCAUUUAAAGGCCUGGUACCUUUGGCAGUAAAAGAGGAUUGAUUGAUUACGACUAACCGCAUCGUCUGUAAAGAGCGUCCAUUUUCAAAGCAGAGAAAAUAGAUCUAAGCGUAGAUUAACACCAUAAGUAAAUGUAUAUAUAUGUUAUGGCUUUCCACUGUAUAUAUUUUCAUACAUUAAACAGACAGUAGUGUGUGAGACCACCGUGUGAGGAGAAGCUGCUUCGCCUCACUUGGAGACAGUCAACUCUCCUCCCUGAGACGAAUGUUGGAUGAGACACAAGAAUGCGCUCUGCUUACCGCUCAGCCCCUUUCACCGCGGUCCAGACCUCACUUUACCUGUCACACAUAAGGCUCCCGUUGUGUGUGUGCAUGUGUAAUUCAGUGUGAGAGGUACACGGAAAGAAAGAGCGUUUUCAAAAGCAGAACUCGGCAAGAUUUCAAUGUCGUAAUAAAAUUAUUGUAACAGUUUCCAACUUGUUUGGUCGCCAUCGGUGUUGGCAGAAAAUCCUUCAGGACAGAAAAAGUUUAACCCAAAAAAGAGGGAAACACAAGGAAGUCAUUUUAGAGAGAGACGAUGGAUGACAGGUCCAGAACUGUCCCUACAAAUCACCAAGAAAGAGAAAGACAAAUCCAGAUCAGGGACUAAUGAGUCCUUAAUCCUGUUGAAGUCCAGCAGUAAAGCUCUCCGGCUUCCAUAACCAAACAAUGAGGGUUGGUGUCACCAUGUUUUAACCCCAUCCAUCCCUCUUAAUCCUGACAGCACAUCUCCGCCUCUCGAGAUACAACUGUUGUCAACUUUUUUCCACUGGAGCUGAAUCAUCAGGCAGCACAUCAGAAGUUAUGGUGCUUCAUGUGAACGUCAGUAACAGCUCAUCCAUGCAUCUCUUUUCUUUAAAUUCACUUAAGCCGGGUUUCCCCCAGGGGCACGUCUCCCCCCGUCACGUCGUCUGCUCUUCAUGGGUGAUCUUGAGGUUUUGCCAGGUCAUAUGGGAUAUAUAAUCCCUCCAUUGUGUUCUCUGGAGGUCUCUUUUCCCCAGAGGACUUUUACAGCUUGUAGGAGUCUCUUUCGUGAACCAUACAGAAAUGCUCUUUUUCCAGGUUUUGGUUUAGUAACAGUAAACUUUAACUCUUUAGUUAGAGUCAAUAAUAUUAAAGGCCCUGUCCGAUUGUUUGCAUAUAUUUGAGUUUUUCGUCUGUAUUUUUGGGAAAACUCAAACUGAGGUUUGGGGGGAUGCUGAUAAUAAAAAUCUGCCUUUGUGCAAACUUCAUCUUUUGUACUUUUGGGACCAACUUCAUCCACCCAUGUCAAUAUUUAUGUAAAGAGGGCUGAGCUUGCUGACCCCAACGACACCACCCUGUCCAAGGAGAACACAGCCCGAUGGAGCAAACCCAACUCCAUCAUUGGCAGUAAAGAGAUAAAAAGCUGAGAUCAUCCCGCUUCUCACUUCUCAAACAGAGCUAACAACAAAGCAUGCAUCUGUACAACAAUAAAUCCUAUCUUCUCACUUCUCUCACUUUUCUUACUCGGUGGUUUUAAUCCUGCAGCUGGCAUCAAUAAGAAUGAGAUAGUGCACAACCUCAUUUUGCUGCAGUGGGUUCAGGGAGUCAUUGUUGGAGCAGAAAAUGUCAGGUUGGCAGCUUUAGUUGAAAUCUUUGAACAGGAACCGAAGAAGGUGGGUCUAAACUGUGAUUUAGUGAUCCAGUUUCAUUCCUAAAGAGCUGCACACAGUUGUUUCACAUGAGACUGGUCAGCAAGUCUGUGCCACUUUUAGUUUUGUCAUUAAAUAGGACAAAAUAAAUCUGUUUUUUUCAGAAAGUGUUCCUGAAUUCUUUAGUUUUGAUACCAGGCGCGGUGGUUUGUCUCCCGCUGUUUGUAACCAGAGCCACUUAGCAUCAGUCACUGAACCCAGCUUAUCGUUUCCUCCCUGCAGGAUCAUGUAUUAUUUAUUCUGGUUUGGCUACUGUGGAAUUUCCCCAAAAACAUCUGAUGUUUUGGAUUCGUUUCCCUCCACUCCACAAAGUAAUUGCACUUUCUUUUAUUUAUUUAUUUUUUCUUCUACCCUGGGAACUAAUUGCUUGCGCUUGAAUAAUCAGCCCCCAGCAUAAUGCUGGACUGGCCACUUUUUUUGUUCCCAGCACUGACAGGAAAUCUGUGAACGGGGUUAACUGGGGACACGGCCAGUGUUUUGGUUGAGUCAGUGUUGGCACUGAGACUGUAGAGCUGUGCGACUGAGCCAAGGGUGCAACAUGUCAUGGAGAACUGAUUGGUGAAUAACAUCAGUGAUUGGUAAUGACAAAUUAAUACAUCAAUAAUGUACUUCUUGGUGUCUUAUGUUUCAUUUCACAUUGCUGGAGCUGCUGAUUUUGCAGCUGUAUCCAGAGUACGUGUAAUAGAAUAAGAUGACUUCAUAGCAGAUCUACUAAACAUCAGCUGAUAAACCUGGCGUGCAAGAAGUGGAAUAAACUCACACAGUUUGAUUAGGAAUCACUCCUAAGUAUAGAUAUCUAUAAGAAAGGCUAGAUGACUCCAGGUGGAGUCACCGGCGUUCCAACACGGCGGCCAUCUUACUUCAGUAGGGGACCAUCAAUAAAUUACCAGUUGUUGUUCUCAGAAAGCCUGUUUCCCUUCAAUAGCUUCAAUAAUAAUACUAAGGUCGGACGAUAAGACACUCCUCUUUAUUUGCCUAAUUUGUCCUCUAAAAAAUGUUUGUGUUAAAUUUAAAGGCAAAUUUUGAAAAUUUUCUUCAAUAGCUUCCAUAUCACGUGACCAAACGACCUUAAAUUAAUUACAAAUAAUAGUACUUAAGUCGACCAAUAGGACAAACAUUAUUUGAUCAAUAGUCAAAAUAAAUAAAUAAAUAAAGGUUUAACAUUUAAACACAUUUAUUUAUGAAUAUGAAAUGUUGUAAAGUCGUUUUCUUGUGAGAAUUCAGUCGUAGUAAAAUAAUAUAAGGAUUGUACCACAACUUCACUGUCAUAAAAAUGACUGUCAUAGUACUUUCUUGUAAGAGUUUCAAUACCGCAAUGGAAAAAUACUCAAUCUCAGGUUAAAGUCCAGCAUUUAAGAUGAAUAGAUUAAUAAAGGUAGUAUUAGUACGUUAUUAGUAGGAAAUCAUGCUGUAACUUCUGUAUAAAAAACAAGAUUUUACUGACAGACUCACUGGCACCUUUUCAGAGUUAGAAAAAGACCAAGUUGAAAAUGGCCUUCAGACGAUAACCUCUUUGUUGUGUGUGGUUGUCAUGCAUACUGAUAGUGGUUGAUGGUGAGUUUGACAUGUGCCGCUGCUGUGUUGAGGAAGCAGAUGGAGGUCAGAGUGACAGUCAGCAGGCAGGAGGACAAGAGGAGGAAGGAGAGCAGCUGGAUGGAGUAGUAAGGAGGUGAGUCAGACAGGAGAUGUCGUACGGUACUUUCCCCAUCUGUUGGUGUGACUGCGUUGAGUUAAUAUCGUCUAUAGAUUGUAAAAGUUAUACCGAACAGUGAGAUACUGAAGAACAUACAUGUGCUGUCGUGGGUUUGUUUUACGUCGUGGAGACAGAGCUGCCCCCUCCCCUCUAUAAUUCACACUCUGAGUUAGAGUACCUGUGGAAACACCCUUGGCUCUGUGCCUCCAGAGAAAAUGAUGGCGUUUGAAACGGCUCACUCAGAUUCCCGUUAACCAUCUGGUUCAUCUCACAAACCGUUGGACUGAAAUCUGUUUCUGUUUUAUGGUGUAAUCAGCUGCACAGUGUUUCGCUGAUGUCCUGUUGCAUUAAGUCAUGUUGGCUUCACUGCGGAAAUCGUCCUUCCACUCUAUGAGGACUGCUGCAGCCAAAUAUCUGCACUCAAUGACAUGAUAGCAGCGGUUAAUACUGUACUUUAUGAUAUGGUUGGAUCUCGUGUGUCGACUUAACUCUCCUGCAAAGGUCACAGUGAACUCGAUCUGGAGGAGCGUACCAUCUCUGCACGUUAAGUGAGCUUCCUGAUGACUCUGACAUUUCACCAACAUGAGCACAGACUCCUUUUGUAUGUCUACUGUACAUUAAAAGCUGCACUGGUUUAACUUCCCACUCUGGAAACCUGACAUGGCAGCUCCAGAUAUCUAUUUGCAUUUCUGAGCGUAUGAAGGCCCUCAUUGUAGCUGUGCAUCCAGGGUGAAUUCGCACCUCUAUUUGGAGGCUGUUAUUUGAGACGGAGAUUCAGAAUUGAAGCUUCUGACACAAAAACAGUGGAGAGCUUUAGUUUAGGGAUACCAUCAGCUGUUUUCAGAGACUGUCUUUGGUAAACCAGGAUUCCUACGAAGGUUGCGAGUCCCGUAAAUAGAUCAGUUAUUCAGCAGAUGCACAUUUUCUUUUGCUGCUUUGCCAACAAAAACCCUUUUACCUCUAAAAUGAUUAUCAACAUCGUCCUGAAAGUCCCUGAUCUGUCAGACCCUCUCUGCAUGACGGUGAUUUAUCUUUUCUUAUCGUGUGGGUAACUCAUCCUCUUAACAGUAGGAAAGACUUUCCCAUACAAAUCAUCCCGAGUGAUUUGUCACCGUGUGUGGCUCUCGAAUGCCUCUGCCGCAGCAGCGAGGUGCUUGCAACACCGUGUAAUCCGUCUUCCCCCCGCCGGGAUCAAUAAAAUUGACGCAAUAUCGACCUCGAGCUGUCUGUUUGGGAUAAAAACGUCGCUUUGAAGCCGCGUCAGAUUGGGGAAAUCUGGUAGCUUGCUGACUUUGAGACCUUCUUCAUGUGUCAGGCUGUUUCCUUCUGUGCACAUGGUUUCUCUUAUCUGAGCAUGACGAUCACAUUCCUCACAUAUGCAGGUGCUACCUCGCUCCUGAAUCAGUCCUCUCUAUUUAAACAUUCCUACGCUUUGGUUAUCACGUCUCAUUCUCAUAUUUUGGAUAUUUUAAGAGUCCGAUUACACCAGACUUUUGAAUCAUUAUUAGGAUAUCGCUUUCUUACCGCAAUAUAAAAAGUUAAAUGUUUUUAUUCAGGCAAAGCCAAACUCUUAGGAGCUUUUAGAAGUUUAACACAAGUGUUAAAAGUGUCUUUGUGCGUCCGUUCAUCGCUGAGCUAAGCGCCCCAACUCUUUGAUCACAGUCGGAGCGUUAACACCUAGAUCUGCUCCCCCUCCUCUGAAUAUCCUCGCUCCACUUCAGCCCCGCGCUGACAGAGCAGCUUUGUGCGAAACAGGAGGCCUGCAGACUCACCUGGUCGCGCGCAGGUUUGUGUGCGUACUCCAGUUAAACACACAGGCUGUGUGGUCUCAGCGAUUUACUCCGAACUUCCUGCUUCUGGUUAAAACACACGGCUGACAUCACCUCUGGGCUGUCGAUCAAACCCUGAAUGAACGGGUGUGAGGUGUCCUGUUUUGUCUGCAGGAGCCCAGAGGGAGAGAUUAAAUCUGCCGCAGCAGAGUGGAGGAGUUCAGUUUUUAUCGUGUGUUUACUUUACUGAUUGAAACACACAGAUCUGAGGAGAAAGUCCAGUUUCUUUAUUCAGUAAAUUUAAGUAUUUUAACCAAUGAUCAUGUUCCUUUAUGGUUCUUAAUUGCUCUCACUCUGGGACCCACAUUUUCCCACGGUCCUAAAGUCACGACCCACUUUUAUAAAAUCCAAACCAGGCAAAUAAAGACUGUAGGGCUGUCACGAUACUAUUUUUUCACUUAUGAUACUGAUAUUGCAGCCUUAAAUAUCGGCCAAUACCGAUACCAAUCCGAUAUCAGCACGCCACGAGUGAUACAUACUUUCAUGACUUAUUUUGUAGUGUGGAAUUUUAGAAAAGGCUGCAUCAAGUGAUAUUACUCAAACAAAAACUGACCCAUUUAUUAUUAACAAACAAAUAGAAGAAUAAAUAGAAAUAAAUUGGGAGGUCUUGAAUAAUAGAUAAUAGAAUGUAAACAGAAUGAAUAUAUCACUCUAACAAUCAGUCAGUCAACUAAACUCCUGACUACCCUGACUACUCCUCCAUCUCCACUUUCUGCAGUCAUGAUGUGGUUUGAACUCCAUAUGUCGGUGGUGAAGCUAACAGCGUUUACUUUCUCCACAUAUGCGGCGGUACACUUUUAACUUCUUUAUGCAUCUGAGGUAAAGUUUUGUCGACAUUGUAGUGGGAUAGGGGUAACAUAACGUGGCUCGAGGUGCUUAAUUAAGCGUUUAAACCCAACAUUACUCACCGCCGACAGGGGCUGGUCACCAAGCACCGUAAACUGAGCGAUCUUCCAUUUCCAGGACCCUGACAUAGUGCGUGCCUUUCAAAAUAAGCUAGUUUUUCAAAAUAAAAGACAUGUCAAACUUCAGAUGCUCAUUAAAUAUCUACUUUUUUGACCAGCUGUUAACGACCCACUUUUGGGUCAGGACCCACCAGUUGAGAACCGUUGAUGUAAAGCACACAGGGAGUUAAUCAUCAUUAGGAGCCAGCUCGUACUCUCAGUGAGUCCAGAGUUUUGACUCAUUACUGAAGUUGCGUUGCUGCGCCUUGAGAAUAAUGUGCACAUGUGUUGAUUAGGAAAGUCCCUGGAGUUCUUGUUUCAGCAGAUUUCAUUUCACACCACUCAUGACAUAACCGACACAGUGACCUCUUUACCUUUACACACUGCUGUUGGAGUGUCCUGGACGUUACCCAAAGCAGUGAAAGCCCCCCACUCAUUCAUGCCAACUUCUGCACUUUUGUGAGCGAUGUCCAAUUUGACGUGGUCGCGCGAAUAAUCUGCUCAUCUGAUGUCUACGAGGCGUUUGACCUUCUGGCUGCUCCAAGUCGACGUUUUGGAACCGGCUUCACAUGGCGUUUGUUUACAUCUGCAGUGAGAGCGAGGGGCAGUCUCAUUAUAAUGGUGUGUUUCUUCAUUGGCCCACUUUACAGAGUCACAAAGUAAACAUUCAAAGACCCAAAUAGAAGUUGCAAAAUAUCAUUUUAUUGUCUGAAUUAAAACAAAGCAAACGAGCUACAGGUGUGAGAGCGCCCGGAGAUUUAUCUGCUCUCAUCAAAACAGCCAGUAAACAUAAUCAGACUCACAUGACGUUAAGAUGGGUUCAUGUGUUUGUCAAAAACAAGUUGUAGUUGUUGCCUGGUGAUGCGAUUUGUAGCAGGUGCAUUCCCAUGAUGAUGCACAUCUUCACAUCUUCCAUGUUUCAGACUGAGCUGGUAAGACGGUGCGUUUCAUGCAAGUGAAGAACAGCGAAUCUUGAACCGAUUUGUCGUCUUGAUUCGAUUAUAGUCCCGGUUAUUUACUCGUGUUGUGACAUCCAUGUUUUUGACACAUGUGCUGUUAAACAAGUGAGAAUCUCAGAAUCAGUUAGGCCGACAUAUUUUAGGUUACAAAAGGCUAAAAAUGAUCCCACAGUCGGAGAAUCAUGAGAGAGAGAGAGCAGCGUGUUUGUAAGAUGUGGUGUGACCGCUGCCACAGAGGCUCUUCUGUGUGUAACUCUGAGGUUUUAAAUCCAAACACUCGGAUAAAGUUUGGAUGGAUUUGUUCUGGAUUCUUAGAGUUGUGUGAAUAUUUGUAAGAGCUGGAUCAGGACCACGCUGAGGUGCAGUUCCUAUCUGAGGAUCUGUGAUGUGGACUCACUGAUGAUCGUGGCUGAUUAGAUUCCAGUUACUCGGCCUCUUAUUAGAUGUGACAGCUCAUUACUGGACUACUGUGGACUGACUGACAGCUGAGGGACUCGGGCCAGCACCCUUCAGAGAGAUCCAAAUACUGUGUCUAUCAUCACCACACUAUUAUGACCUUUCUUAUUUUCUUUUUCCCUCAGUUGGAGCCCCAAUAAUCUAUCUUUACUUCUUGGCUAAGACUGAGUAAAACAGCUCACAUUCACUUGAACGCACUGAUAUAUACCAUACGUUAGUCCUCUGAAAGAACAACUGAUUCUAUUUGACAAGAGCCCAUGGUCCCUAUAAUACAUUUAAAAUAUGAAAAAUAACAUUUUCUGUCAGGAACUGGACUUAAAUGUGAAGUUCAUGUUCAGUGCAGUAUGUGUGAACCAGAGGCAACCAGCCUGGAUGCAUAUGGAGUCUGUAGGGUUAGUAUGGAAAAGAUGUGUUAUUCCACAGUCAGGGAGAGCUACAGGCUUUAUGAUACACUGGUAUGAAGCUUGACGUGGCAGAGGGUUCUUAACUUGUCAGGGGCAGAUUUAAAGGGGCAGUCAGUGGUGGAUGGCCCCUCUUUAAAUCCAGACACACAAAGAUUAAUCCAUUAAAGGAUAUUCUGGCGUAAAAUUAAGUUUGGGUCAAACACACCAUAACACCAAGUUUAGCAGCUGCUUGAUUGUACAGAGACCUCAGGCCAGUGCAUUAAGGACUACAGCGGGGUGCCACAGCUCAAGGAAGAACAUUCAUGAUCAUUUCUUUAUCAUUUCCUUGAAGUUAUAAUCAUCAUAUUAAUCAUGUUGCACUGCAGACACGGUUGUUUUUCUGCCUCAGCGUCUCGGUCUGAUUGUAUUUCCAUGAAGAAAUGAUCAUAAAUGUUCUUCCUUGAGCUGCGACACCCCGCUGUAGUCCGUAAUGCUAAAUGAGUCAAAGUUAAAAAGAUGUUUGGUGUCUAGUACUAUGUCUGUGACCCUAUAUGUCCUGUUGAUGAAGUUAGGUGCUGUUCUGAGCAUUAUUUGUGGCUAUAGAGUGGCGUUUUGGUUGGGGGCGUGGCUCUCUGUAUUUCUAUCCUGCGGUCGUUACUAAAGUUGGUAUAACUAGAGAAGCAAGCGGUCAGCAACAUUCAUCUCUGGAGGGGGGGUCUAACUCGGUGUUACGGUGUGUUUGACCCUAAAUUAAUUUUACGCCAGAAUAUCCCUUUAAUUAAGUAUCAACAUUGCUUGAAAAUGCUAAUUCAAUCUUCUUUAAAGUUGUGAUUAUGAAAGCGUGCAUAUUAAGUGCACUCUCUGCUCUGGACCAUCUGGAUUUUGCUGUAACUUUUGCUUCACUCAGGGACUUUCUCAGUCAGACACACACACACACACACACACACACACACACACACACACACACACUCUGUAAACACACUGACCCAUUUAAGACAGCAGCCCUGCAGAGCGGAGGCAGCAGCCGUGUUUGGAUCGACUGUUACUCGUUUGGAAGAAAAAGAGCAGUCAUGCAAACACUAGAUACCAUGUAAACAGAAACACUGACAAACAGCCUGUUUCCCUCCACCUGCUCUUACACCACCUGAGUCAUGAUGCUGUCAUUCUCAUUACAACACCAUCUGUUGAAGCUGCUGUUGGUGAGAACUACUACCUUUGCAGACCUUAGUGUCAUUUAUGGAUGAUGUCCUCUAACUCAUUAUCAGGUGCUAGACUUGACAUAAAAGUAAAAGUACUAGAGUAAAUAGUAAGUUUUUGCUACCGUUUUCACCCCAAACCUAGCCAAACUUUAUCCAAUCCAACAUGGAUUUGAGUACCCCAGUUUAGAUCAGGGUUAUAACUUUUCUGUUUUCUGUUUUCUGAUUUUUGUAAACUGGGAUAACCUCUUUUUCUCCAGAAACCUGAUUCUACUAACUGUUUCUGAGAGCUACUGGCUCCUGGCUCAGGCUCAGCCUCGGCCAAACAACAUUUCAACAAAACCAAGACGAUGGCGACAAUGAAAGUUUCUUAAUCCUGGAGAUUUUAGCUGACAGUAAUGAAAAAAUGAACCGUAACGUUUAGUUGGAAAUGUUGACCUGUUUCAGGACUCUGGUUUCCCAACAUGAACAGUGGAGCAAGUCAGGUCACGCUGUACUGAGGAAAUCUUGUUUGGCGGCCAAACGUCAGAGCGAAAACGUGGCACUGAUGCUGCAUCUUUGAAAAUGUGACAAAAUCUUGGACGAGACGCUUUGGCGCCAUCCGCUGGCGACAACAGAGGGUUACUGAGGGCUUGUUUGGUAUGUGGUUCAUCAGUUUGGUUUCUAAGGGCGCGUUCACACCACCCUCGUUUAGUUCAGUUGAACUGAACCCCGGAGCGUUUACCCCCUUGGUGCACCCCUUCAUUUGGGACGGUGUCAACGCUGACCUCAAACUCUGGUGCGGACCAAAUAAAUGAACUCUGGUCCGCCUGAAGAGGUGGUCUCGGACAGCUAUCAAUCACUGGAAAUCACACGUCAUUAAUGCCUGUUGCCGUCUCGUCUUUAUCCAUCUGUUGUUUGCAGCACAUCUACUCUGGAAUGUAUUGAUAAAUGCCGCAGUUGGCGCCCGCUGGCUAACGAGCCGUUCAUACGCGCGAUCGACUAGCAUCUUUUGAUGUGCGCUCCAGAUGAGUAGCAAAAGCAAAAUCAGCCUACGAUACUCCAUGCCAGGUGAAGACAUCAAAGGGGUUUGUAUUCCCGCAUAAGCUAAGGACCAAGCAAUAACCGAACGAUAUUUGCGGUCACGUGACUUUCGGUUCCGUUUUCUGGAGCGAUUGAGUUUGUUCUUUGUGAACACAAACCGGGCCAGUUAAACGAUCAAAACAAAUGUAUCGUCUCGCCUUGGAUUUGAAUCAGGAAACUGACCUUUAGUUGUGAGCGCGACCUCCAACCUCCAACUUACUGUUCUGGCACAACGGUAGGUUUGUAAACGGCGUUGAACAGCGGGUCUUGAUGGUGUUUCUGUUGGUUUUUGGGUCGCCCUCUUAUGGACACCCAAUUUCUAAUGGCUCCAUUUUCAGUUUUCUUCUCUAACAUGAUAAAUGAGUGUUUGUGUAAUCUUUUUCUGUUGAACUACAAAUCAAACUUAUCUGCUGGUGUUGUCAAACAUCUUCCCAAGACAGGGGAGUUCCUCCAACAAAAGCCAACGUUAUUCCUCCUGGACGUCAAAAUUAAAUCACUUGGCAGGAUCUUGCGUUUCCUUUAAACACCUUGAAGUUAUUACUUCUUUUUACAGAACUUGCACUGUAUCUCCAGAGCCUCCUUCUUCGCUCUCUUUCUCUUGCCUCGUUCCAGAGCAGGUGCUGUGAGACUCGGCCAAGUCCGAUUACACGGAGCGGUCCCACCCUGACCCAAAUAACCCACAACUUUCUCACAGCUGACUAUGACUUCGAUGUGGAUAUUUCACAUUUUCACCAGAAUCAUCAAACCUGGGGUUGGGUUGAUGCAUGACACGGGACAGACACAGAGCCUGUUGCAUCAUGGGAACUUAAGAGAGUUCAUCGAGUGUGUUUAAGUAUCUAUGGUGAUCCGUUCAGCUGUGCAGUCUUUGACCCGGUGGGCGAACAUCUGCGGUGAAGUCACUUUGAGGCAAAAAGGAGCAAAGCGACAGGCUGAGCUGCGGGAUUGUUGGCAGGACUCGAACACUGAUAGUGUAAAGAGAAAAAGAACAAACUCUGAGUCUGUUCUGUUUCUGCUGCCAGAAAACCAAUCAGAAAGUUCUGCUUUUAGGUUUCCCUGGAAUCAGAAAUGGGUCAGAGAGAAGUGGGGAAAAAAUUCUAGUGUAACUUACUUAGAUUUCACUCCAUCAGCUUAAUAAGAGUCAGCACAAGUCAAGCCAAACAUCAGGAAGUAUUUACACUUUCUUCUCAUUUGUAAAGCCUGAUAUGAAACCACUUCUUUCUCAUUAAGAGAGUGAAAACGAGGGUUUGGUUGGUAAAAUCAUCUUCCAUGAGAGUUUGGUUCUUUUAGAGUCAUGAAGUUCAAUCAGAUCCAGAUUCUGGCUCUGGUUAAAAAUACCAAACAGAGCUUACACUUGUCUUUGUGAACAAUUUCAGAAACUGCCUGCCUUGCAUGUUAGUGUGAUCGAGGAAAACUGAGCUGUUAGAAACACGAGCCAGCGCGGACGGUCAAAGCCAGCUUGGCUGUAAUGUUUCAGGGACUCGGUGCCAGUUUUGACCUUAUCUCAAUUUCUGCGGAUUACAUUCGUUCUGCUUAAUAAGCCUGAAUUUAUUGGGCGGGUUAAUCUUGGUGAAGCUGAAAAAUCUGUUGUUCUUCCUGGACCACGAGGUGGAGGCUGAUGGAAGCUGAUUCAGUUUCAAACGGCAGAAAAGGAAAUCCAAAAUCACAAGUACGGAGGAUGUUGGGGAUAUUGACACAGAUGGGGGGGCUUUUCUGUAAGUAUGUGGAGGCAGAAAGCUUGUGUCUCAGACCUACGGUGCCCAGAAUAAAGUCAGUACACCACCUAUUAAAAUUAAUUACUCAAUAUCUCAAUGAGCAAAAGUACAAUUUCUAAAGUUUUGACAAAGCUGAGUUUAACAUUUUAUCUACCAUAAGAUGAAAAUAAAGGUGAUAUGGUAACUAAGAUUUAGUUUUGCUCACAGAACUUUGAUUGAUUUGACUGAUUUUAAAUUGAAAAAUAUACUUUUUUUGUAUGGCCUACAUUUGGGGGAGUAUUUUGUCAUAUAGUCUUACAGAAAAUGUUGAUUUUGAAAGGAAACUUAAGGUUUUCUGACAACUCUGAAGGGGUGAACUCUAGGGCCCGACCGAUUUAUCGGCGAGCCGAUUAAAUUGGCCGAUUUUAGCCUGUUUGAGACUAAUCAGUAAUCGGCCAAAACUCAACGAUUUUCGCUGAUAUAUUUUUAGAAAUCAAAUGUGGAGAAUAAAAUUCGGUUUCACUUCGAAAAUGUUCUGCCAUUUGAAAAGUUCCCCGACUUAUCCUGUAGAUGGCGUAGUUGAAAACGCUUUUCUAGUCCGAGGUUUGAUCAGUCGGUCUUCCUGUCGGCGUGAAGAGCAGUAGCCUACAAUAGAUCUACAGUAUAUAGUAUACUGUUGAUAUCGACAGUAUAUAUAUAUUUUAUAACUCAAUAAAACAUUUUAAAAAUCAGCCAAUUAAUCGGUAAUCAGAUUUCUUCCCCCCAAUAAUCGGCAUCGGCCCUAAAAAAUCUAUAUCGGUCGGGCCCUAGUGUACUCAUCUAUGCUGAGCACUGUAGCUGGAAUAUAUGACGCUGAUGUUUUCUUAAUAAUGUGAGAACUACACAAAACACUAAAACUGAGUUUAGUGCUAGUUCAGGCAGGCCAUGAGGUUGUUCUUGAUGUCGGCUUGUAUCAGCUGACAGUUCAGCUGUUGUCUGCUCUUUUCUGUACUGUGAGGGUCUGUGCUGAUAAAGCUCUCUCUCUUUUCCUCAGAUGUAAUCGUAGGAGGUUCUUAAAACAGAGUCAGUGCAUCAGAUGGAAGUUUUUGGAUUCGAGUAGUUCUUUAUGUUUGACUGAAAUUGGUUCUCACAUAGUUUAACGUUAGUUUAAAUAUCUCCAGAGAUCUCACACUGAGGAUGUGGAGUCUAUAAGCGGUUAUAUCUGUAAUUUAAACAGAGAAACAAACUCCAGCUCAGUCUCAGUCACAGCCUGCUGUUCAGACUUGUUGCACAUCUCUGUUAUUUUUUAAUUGCUGAAGUCUGUCGGGGGUUUCAAUCCAAUUAAUGCAUGGAGGGAAAAAGUGCGGCCCUGUCUCUGCAGGGAGCCGUACUGACCACACACAGACACACACUGCUCUCACUGGAGUCUAUAAGUUUACACUGUCUCUCUCUCUCUCUCUCACACUCUCUCACACACACACACACAUGCCAUGCAGUAAGCCUAAUUAACAGGAGCUGCCACUGCGCUGCACGUGUGUAUUAGUCUAACCUAAUGCCUUCCAGAUGCCCAGCCUCUCCGUACCCCGCUGCUGCCCGUUCGCUCGCAGUGAACAGACGAUUGUUUCCAGGGGUCUGUCCGCUAAGGAGAACCAGGUGUGGAGGGGGCUGUGAGUGUUGUUGGAGGACACUCAGAAGUACCUAAAGAGACACUCUGUGACUCUGAAAUUCAGGAUAAAAGAAAGGGAGGAGACAACCCUGAAUUAACGGCACGGUCAAGAGGUGGACAGAGUUUCUGUUCUGAUGGUUUUAUCAUGUUUAAAAAACCAUUAAAGACACAAAACUGACAUUUGAGACUAAAUCUUUGGGACAUUUGUUCACUUACAUAGUCGCCAAGAGGUGUAUCUUUCUUUUUCUGAUCGGUAGAGUCGCCCCCUGACAGCUAUUUUAACAAAUUCCCGUAAUAGUUUUACUGUUGAAACCAAAGGCGACAAAAACUCACAAAGUUUAUUUCAUAUCUGCUGAACUCUGAAAGACAAAUAACAGAGUUCAGGAUGAAACUGACUUUACAAACUAACAGUCAAAUGAAAAUAAAUGUCUGAAAGUUGAAUCUGAAACGACUCCACACUGUCUCAGGAUAACACACCAACUGACCCGCAGCUGGACCCGCUCCAGCGCCGGGAUUCCUCUCUAUGGAUUGUGUACCCUGUCAGCUUCAAGUACACAUCAAGUACAGCUUCAAGUGCGCGCGGCGUGUUACACGUGGCGGCCUCGGUUAUGUUUUGUCUGGACAUAGAAACCACCCGUUGUGUAUCCACAGGAACACGGGCCGAUGUUUUAGAAAAAAGAGGAGAAAAAUGUGCCGAAGGGGUCGGCGAGCGGAGUUUCUUUUGGAGGUUUGAACACAGACGCACAGAUGUUCUGUAAAGUUAAGACGUUAAAGUUUGAUGAGAUGUAACCAUCACAUCAUUGGAUCAGAUUUACUCAGCGAGUUUCAUGCAGAGGACGUGUCGUAGAAGGUCUGAUGGUCUGAUUCAUGUGCAGAAAUGAUGAUUUUAGGGGCGUUUGGACCUUCGGACUUGGAGUUUUUUUAUAUUUUUGAUUUUGGGCCCUAAACAUGUUAUGAUAUGUUACAUUUCUAUAUAUAUUUAUGAAAAAAGGAACCGUAACUUCAGUUUUAUUUCAAGAUUUACUCUGCAGUGAUCAUUAAGUAGGUAAAUAUGCUCUUCUUUAGAGUCAUUUAAAGGGGGUUAAGUGGUCUCAUGGGGGUUUCUGUUCACUCCCUGCAUGUUCAGAGUGUCAGACAUGACUAACAUGAAGAAUUAUUUGCAAAAUAAUCUGAAAGAAGAAGAAGACGUGGCGUCCUGCACCAUGAAGUUUGAUGUAAACAUGGCGUCUCUGUUUGAUGACUUACAAAGCCGAGUUUAUUUGACUCUCUGAACAGUUGUUCUCUCCGCUGCACUCGUGGUCGUCUGCUUUAUUUGUUUUCUUCCCCUCCGCUCUGACAUGGUUUCCACCGCUGUGUUUGCUUUCUUCCAGAUCGCGGCUCCUCGUCAUCCCUGGACCUGACGGAGCUGAUCGGCGUUCCCUUCCCCCCCUCCAUCUCCUUCGUCACAGGAUUCGAAGGUUUUCCCGCCUACAGCUUCGGCCCGGAGGCCAACGUCGGCCGCCUCACCAGAUCCUUCAUUUCCGACCCGUUCUACAAUGACUUCGCCAUCGUGGUCACGGCUAAACCCGCCACACGAAAGGGUGGAGCGCUCUUCGCCGUCACAGAUAUGUACCAGAAGAUUGUGCACCUGGGGGUGGCGCUGUCUGAGGUGGAGGAUGGUUCCCAGAGAGUGGUCCUGUACUACACCGAGCAGGGAGCGAGUGGGACUCAGGAGGCGGCGUCCUUUAAGAUGGGAGACAUGACGGGGAGAUGGGUGCGGUUCACUCUGACAGUGCAGGGGGCGGAGGUGAGUCUGAAGAGUUCGAUUUAAGAGAGUGACAAAGGCGUUUCCUGUCUAGAGGUUUGACGUCUGUGUCUGUGUCUCUCAGGUGCGCCUCUUCAUGGACUGUGAGGAAUAUCACCGGGUCGACUUCCUCAGGAGCCCCCAGCCUCUUACGUUCGGCGCCACAUCCGCCACCUUCGUGGGGAGCGCGGGGGCGACGGGCCUGCCCAAGUUUGUGGUGAGUCUGACCGACACCGCUUCAGGAUGGUCUAGUUUGUGCGCCGCCUCUCUCUGUAGAUAAUCCCUCGUCCCUCAUGAUGUCAGAGGGUUUGGAGGGAAGAGUCGACAGCAGAUGUCAAAUCCGCUUCUCGCCGCGGAAACAAACGUGGCGUUUGGGCGUCUGCCUGUUUUACAUUUGACACAUGAACACAAUCGUCUUUGUUGGCAGCUUAGCGGCUGCCACAGGAGACGAGGAAUGAAUGACCACAUGUGUUUGUGAGCGCCGCUUCAUCCUGUGAGAGCUUAUAAACGACAAGCUGUAUGUGAUUUACAUAUUUUGGGAUAUAGCGGAUCUCUCGUCUUGAAUGACUUACAGUGAGCGCAGCCGUCGAUGCAAACGCCAAGUCUGUAAUUAAAAGGAGCAGCAGACUCAAACAAGAGUCAAGACUCCGAUCUCAGGCAGUUACAGAGAAAAUCCCCUCAGUGUGGUGAGAAAACGGAGAAUCAAAUCCAGGAGACGAGGUAGGAACACAUGCUCUCUGUGAUCCUGUAAAAGAAAACAAACCAGCAAACGCCGCGACGCCUCCCCGCCAAUCAGCCAAGAUUUGCUGUUUAGUGAUCACGAGGAAAAGGCGAGUUUGUCCCGGUGUAACACGCUGAGAAGAGAAGAGCUCAGGAAACAGAUUUCUUGGCUUCGAUAAGCUCUGAGUUAAAUCUGAAUCCGCUCCAAAGUGUCCUCAGAAUAUGAACAUUUAACGAGAUAAGAGCCAAAACAUACAAUAAAGCACGCCAGACGGAGUCCUCCGAAUAAAUCAACUCACAGUCGGUGGCUCAGCGUGGAAAAGAUUGACCUUUAACCUUCAAAACAAAAGCCAUACCUUCUCCACGCUGGGUUUGUCGUCCUCCUCGUCUCUGAUUUAAAGUCUUGUAAGGUCAAGAGCGGGACAAAGUAAAAGAUGUCUCUGUGAGUGGAGAGACAGUCUUUUGUCCACGCGGCUCUUUUCCUCUCAUUAAGAUUUUAUUGGAGAAAUCGGAGCAGAGUCACGAAGAGACGGUCGGGGAGGAAAGAGUGUUUUCUCAGGAGUUUGGAGCCUGUUUGGUCGCUGUGAGGGUUUUUCUUUUCACAUGUCUGAUGGCAGUUUUUAAUCUAUAAAGAGCUGAGAAUAAAACUUUGACUCUCUAAUGUUUCAGACGUGACUGUUUUAGAGUAAUAACUAUACGUUUCUUUAAUAUUUCUCUGGAUAAUGUCAUUUAUUCUGAGGACAGUUAGUCAUUGUAAAUAGUGGAGGUCAUUUACUGACAUGAUAGUGUCGUAUUGGGGUUGACGAGGACAGUAAAGCAACAGGAAGUAAUUUCCCCCAUGAUAUUACAUUUAAAUUAACCGUUCUCUUAAUGAGGAUAAAAAUACUAUCGAUUGGGACUGUGCCAAAGAGGAAUGGGAAACAAAAUCUAUGCAGUAUAAUGUCUGGGUGUCGAUUCACAGAAGCUUUAUACCAAAUUUUAAAAAUAUGUUGAUUACAGAUUUGAAAUUAGUUUUUGGUAAUGAACACACAGACAGGAUUUUAAAGUUUCAGCUGUUUUGAAAGAUAAAUGAGUUUCUGGCACAUUUGAAAGAUCUCAAACAGUCAGUCCAGGUUCAUAAAGUCAGUCCAGGUCCCCACAGUAAGACCGGGUCCUCAAGGUCAGUCUAGGCUCACAUCCAGGUCCACACAGUCAGGUCGUUUACAUGCACAGUUUAAUUGGAUUAAGCUCAUAAUUUGUUUUUUCACCAAAUCAGACUUCUCUCCUUGUCCUCGUAAACAUGCAGCUGAGAGAACUGAAUUAUUGACGUGAACGUGUCCUCCUCCCCAAAGCUAGGGGGCGAUACAUACAACCUUCAACAACAACAACAACAACAGCAGGUCGGUGUCAGACGUCAGAAGUGUCUACAACUGCUGCUGGACAUUUUGGAGAAACAAGAAGAUGGAGCAUCGUACAGCGUUGUUUUUGUCCGACAUGAUGGACGCGCUACUUUUUCUGAAGAUGAGACUAAUGCUACUCCUCUACUCUGGAAGAGAGAAAAUCGAAUUCCAAUCACAUUAUCUGGGUGUCUUCAUCGGAGUUCAACGACUCCAAUUGGAGUUGUCCAGUCUUAAUCGGAGUAAGGCGAUAAUUCGGUUUUCUCGAGUGUCAUGUAAACGUACUGACUGAGUCUAGAAACAGACAUGUGUAUUAAAGAGGGCUUGACUUUGUCCUGACUUGAACUUUUCCCGGGGACUUGUUUGUACUUUGACUCGAAUAAUGAGGACUCAGGACUUCACACGGACUUUAACUCUGCUGCAGACAGAAGACAGAGGAUUACAUAGAAAUCGGUUGUAGCGGCUGAAUAAAGGAGAAGGUCUGAGUUGGAGGUCGUCAGUAAAAGCCCAGAGACAUAAACAGAUGGGUCCAGGCUCGAGGCUGAGACAGAAUCAGCUGACUGUUCAGUAAAAGGUUCGCGUUUAUCAUCAUGUCCCUGUUCUAGAGUUUAUCUGCUGAAUCAGUCCGUCUCCUCUCUUCUACUCGACCCCCCACAGACCCGCUUCAGCGUCUUCUCCCAGAUCUUUCGCCAGUGUCCUCCAUCUUCUCCACGACUCCCUUUUCCUCCUCUGUGCAGUCCUCCCCUCUCCUCCCCUCUCCUCCCCUCUCCUCUCCUCCCUCACAGACAGGGAGAACCAGCAGUGACCGUCUGUUUCCAGCUGCUCACUGUUUGAACUGGCUGCUUCAUCACAGAUCCUCUAUCUCUUCUCAAGGAGAGCGACAGCAGCCGCACAGCAGCGGAACACGCAUACACAGCUUCACGUAGAGAUAGAUACACUAGAACUCUCUCCUCUGAACCUUAUUAAGUUUUUUAACUCCCUCCUGAAAAAGCAGAUUCAGUUUUUCAUCCCCCCUGAGCAGACAGAUGUCUUUAGUUAAAAACACAACUUUUUAAACCUGAAGGAGUCGGAUUAUUCUGCUCAGAGCUGCAGCGUUUGCUCUCUGUUUCGGCUGUCAGGAAAAUAAUUCACUCAAGAGCUUCAAUUCAGAUCAAACUGUAAAAAUAUUCAGAGGUUUGUGAUUGCUGGGUGAAAUGUUUACAUGAUAAAAAGAGUGGGUAUCUAAUCCUUUCAGAGCUCAGUUCUCGUUUUAAUCAGAUAAAGUAGACGGCGUGUUUUCAUCUCUUCAGUGCGUCACCGUUUCUUUAUGAAUUCAGUGAAGGGAGGCUGACCUUGCUGCAGCGGGGAUGGCAUUGAAAUUGUUCUUGCAGUACGCUCACACACUUGGCCCGCUGCAGAUAAAGUUACCUCCUCCCUGUUGCUUUGGCAACAACACUUUCCCCCAACAUGGUGACUGCCAGGAGCUGAAGACACAGAACAGCUCCAUACAAGUACCGAACCCUUUUCCCUCACCAGCACUUCUUCAGAGGAGACGAAGAUCUACCAGAGUACCAGUCUGUGACGGAGACUCUGCAUUCAUGUCCAAUAAUAUCAUCAGAUGCUUUUUACUUAUGAUGCAUCACAGGAACUUCUUGUCCUCAAAGGUCGCUGUUGUUUCACUGAAGGUAGCGUUCAGUGAAGAAUCCCAUUCCCAACCAAGUCCUACUGCUUAAAUUUACAGUUUAUUAUCCUCAAAAAAGGGUCAGUUCCAUACAGGACUAAUAUAUGUAAGCUGGCUGCUCUAAAAUCAGACUACCACAGGUCUAAAAAUGAAACUUUUCAGAUGUCUAAAUUUAGACCGAGUUUAGACUGGCCAGCUAACAGAGGUCUACCAGUAUAUCGCUCAACGGCUAUCAUAAUUAUUUUGGUUAAAUACUUGGAGAUCAGUUAUGAAACUCACAGUUGCUUUUUGAAAUAAAUAGUUAUCAAAUAGUGGGUAAAAGUGUCUAAAUUCCGUCUACAGAUAUACAGAAUCUAGACGGUUGAAAUUAGGUCUAAAACAGAACUAGACGUCUAAUAGCUGUCUAUUGCUCAGUGGGGAGAUGAUCAUGUACUAGUUUUACAAGGAUGAUAUAGGGCUGAGCAAUAAAGUUCAUAUUCAUUGUGGUAUGUGUGCACCAGAAGCAACCAGCUUGGACACAUCUGGAGUCUGUAGGGACACUGCAGAGAAAAAUGUGUCAUGCCUAGGGCUCGGAAAUAAACGAAAAUUUACCGAUACCAAAAUUCACGACGAUAACCGACGUCAUUUUGCCCACAUCAAUAUAUUCAGUGUCAAAUAAAUAAAUAAAUCAAAGUUGUUUUUGGAUGUGUGUAGGUAGGCUAUGGUCUCAUGUCCCUUUAAGACGCUGUCCUACAUCAGAGACGUGACUCCACCCCAUCCAGUCUGUAACAAAGAGGGAAAGACAGGUGAGGAGAUGGAGGACGGUUCAAAAGUUGGAGCGGCUGAAGUAGACGAAGUUAAUGUGGGAGGGGGUGAGCAGGUUGUGGAGGAGUUAUCGUCCAUUUUCCGUUAUCGAGGUGAACUGAUCAAUAUAUCGUGAUAUUGAUUUGAGGCCAUAUCGCCCAGCCCUAGGAUAACAGCAGCUUUUCUGUUCCUGAUUUUUGUUAUUAAAUUGGAAAGAAAAGGUGAAAGUAAAAGGUUAAAAAAUAUGAAAUCUGCCAUAAAAAUCCAGAUUAAAACUUCUGUGAUCAUGUGCGUAAAUCUGAAUAUGUUUUUGAUUUCAGACUGACACAUUUAUAUCUACACACAGUUAUUUCUCCACCACAAACCCGCUCUGUUUCACUGUUUACAUUCAUAUGAUUGAAUGUUUUUACAGUCUGACCAGUUUUGUCACAUUUCCCUCCUCUUUACGGGGGAUUCACCGUCGAACUCCCUGGAUGUCGUGGAAAAGUUGACGCGGUUCGUACUUUGUUUACUUCAGAUGUGUUGUUUACGGCACAAACAGAUGUCUCUGAUUCGGUUGCCUCUCCUCCUCCUCCUCCUCCGUCUCUGUUUAUCACUCCUUACACACUAUUAAAUCUCAGAGACCGUUCUUCAUGAUAUCAGAAACAGGUGUUUGUUCUCCAGCUAAAACUCAAUACUAAUAAACGUGGCUGAGACUGAACCGGUUUAACAAGACAAGGAAACUGACUCUCAGAUCCUUUAGAGAGGCAUAUAUGUAAAAAACAGGGAUAACAGAUGUGUGUAAGUCACACUCUUGGCUAAAGUCUGAUUAGAAACAUUUGCAGAGUAAUAUUUAUGUGAUUCCUCUCUACUCAAAAAAAGCAUCACUUCCUGAAAUAUGUUUCAGUUUCAGGGUCAAACUAGAACGCUAAGAUCCGAUCAGACCACUUCAAGAACUCUAACAAUAAAUAUAAACAAUGAAGAGCUUUAUUUCUGCUCUGUCUCAUGUUUUAUUGGGAGUUUGACGUGCGCUGUUACUGGCAUCUGAACUGGAGUGGAACAAAAGGGGAUGGUUUUAAAGCAGAGCAGAUGGAAAGAGUGAUGAAUUGUAGAAAAAUAGAAUUAUUAGAGAACAACUGGAAAAAGUGGAGGUGCUUUAUCUCAGACAUCACUCUGUCAGUGACUUUCUUUCAAUAAAUCAAAGAAUAAUUGAUCACAAAUCUGUCUGAAUGAAACUUUAUCGCCUGUUCUUGGUAAACCAAAGAAAGUUUUGAUCUCUCUCCAACACUGGAUAUUAAAACCAUCGGGCUGUGCAUGUUUACGCCUUCAAAAGGUGACAUUCAUCUAGGGCUGGAUGAUAAAACGAAAAUUUACCGAUACAGAAAUUUACAAUGAUAACCGACGUCAUUUUGCCAAUAUCGGUAUAUUUGAUGUCAAAAGAAUCAAUAAAUCAAUAAAGUUGGUUUUGGAUGUGUGUAGGUAGGCUAUGGUCUCAUGUCCCUUUAAGACACUGUCCUACGUCUUAAAGGGACGUCUUGUAGCGACUGAAGUAGACGAAGUUAAUGUGGGAGGGGGUGAGCAGCUUGUGGAGUAGUUAACGUCUAUUUAUCAAUAUCAAGGUGAACUGAUCAAUAUAUCGUAGUGAUUGAUUUAAGGCCAUAUCGCCCAGCCCUACAUUCAUCCCUCGUAAGAAUUGGUAAACCAAACAACCACCUUGACGUCCCUGUUGAAGUGCUUAAAACUGCAGUUCCUCAGUUGUCCACUUGAGGCUGUCUUCUAAAUCUCUGGAGCCACAAACACCAAACUCUGCAGCAAAAAUAAACAUGUUCACAAAAUACUGUUGUGAGUCAGUGUGGAGGCUAAAAUUUUAACCCUUACGCCAGAAUUAGAUUAAAGUCAAAAUUUGGAAACGCUGUCAGCAGGAAAUCAGAAACCAGUGGGUGAGAAUACGUCCAAGUUUUACAGCUGAGCGUAUCAAAAGAAAAAAAAGGAUGCUACCUGUCACAAAACUCAGACUCACUUCUGCCAGGACCUCUUAAUGUCAAUGAGAAUUACUUAUUUGUAGGGACGUAACGUUAUGGAUGGAUGUGUCAUUAUAAACUCUUUCUUUGCUGUCAAAUAAAACUCUUUUCAAACUGUGAACGUCUUCAUUGUCAGUUUAUUCUGGUAAAGUGUGUCAGUGUUUAAGUGUCAGAGUCUUUACACGAGUGUCGGUCACUUACUGAGCCGCAGACAUGAUGUGGAGCAGCUGUUCAAAGGCCCUGAUGUUUCUUUUUUAUGGUUUUGGACAUGAAGUAAACCGUUAUAUUCUAAAAUUUAUGAAAAAGUAGGACAAGAAACUGUUUGGUUGCAGAUUUACCUCCUAAACAUUUUUAUACAAAGUGUUUUAAUUCAAUAUUAAAUCUAAAUUUACUCCGGUUGCAGAAUACCGUGUAAAGAGAGUUUGAAUGAGCAUCAAACACCUGUUUUCACUUCCAGAUGGUCGUGAAUGUCCGUUUCAGAGGACAUGAGAGCGUGUGUGCCGGGCGCUGACAGACAGACCAACUGUUGGAGUGUGGGAAACCUACGAAAGAGCUUUAAUAAAACUUAAUGACACAGACUGAAUUAGAUUAUCAUGCUUUCUAACACACACUCUCUCUCUCUCUCUCUCUCUCUCUCUGCUUCAGGGCUCCAUUCAGCAGCUGCUGAUCAAGUCCGAUCCCACGGCCCCGGAUGACCAGUGUGAAGAGGACGAUCCCUAUGUGAGUGUGAAUGAAACGCACACAGACACACACUUUAAUGACUUCAUUAAGAGCGAGCAGACCAAACAUGGAAGUUUUCCUCCCUCUAGUGGUGUAAAAAGUGAACUACAUACACGUUUAGAAACAUUAUGACACAAAUAAAAGAGGGAAAUCUCUUAAAUCAACAACUUAAAUCAGUCUUUAGAUUUUAAACCGUCACCAUCUGUGCUCCAAACUUCAUACAGUAACAAAAUAAUCAAAUUAUUUUGGGUUUUUCUGAUGUUUAAGGAUAAAUACUUUACAUAUGGAGCCGAUCAAAAGUCCAAUUCUUCGUUAAGUUGAAAAUAAUCACUGUUUUCGUCCAGAUUAGAUAUCUAUUACUCUGUUCCUAGCGUUGUUUGGCAUUAAUCAUCUCUGAAAUCUGUUGUUUUUAGAGCGAAAGUUGAGCUAUAAACAGCAUAAUCAGUGUCAGGACAGAAACUGUGGGAAAACAAACACUAAGUACCCAACAGUCUCUUUUAUUAAACGGGCGUAACAGCUUUUUUGGCAACUUUCCUCAUUUGGCUUUCUAAUUGUGCCGCUCGGAGGGAGCUUUUAAUCAUUUCUGUCUCUGUUUAUCUUCUCACUCCUCUCCUUUUUUGUCUCCAGGCGUCUGGAUACGGAAGCGGUGAUGAUGAGUAUGAAGACAUGGAGGGCAGAGACGAAGUGAAGAAGAUUGUGGAGGAGAGAGAGUAUACCAUGGUGCGUAUGUGUGUGUGACUCACACACACCACACUUUAUCCCUCAGUCCUCUGUUCACGUUCAGCUGGGUUGGACUCGGACCAAAGAAAACAGUUCUUAUCCUUCCAGGCCUGCAGGAGACUGGAACAUGGUGAUAUGAGCGACUCCCUGCCAGCUCUGCGCUCUCUGGAAAAGUAGAAAUAAGGGCAACAGAACAGACACAGAGUAGAAAGAGCAUUACAUGACUUUAUUACCCUGUUUCCAAAUUAAGAGGACAAGCUCUCAGCUGUUGUAGACUCACUUCUGAUUGGUCUGAACUCCAUUACAGGGUGUUUAUUACAACCGCAGGCUCGCUCACCCUGUUGGGUCCAUAAUUUGAAUGUUGUCUCUUAUUUGUUAACUGAUUUUUACUGAUAAUUCAAGAAGAUUGGAACCAGCUGGAAAGGUAGAAAGAAACGAAAUCAAGUCCAGGUCCUCUCAACCAAUCAGAGGAGAGUGUUAAUCCCCUUUAAAGCAUUUAAAGGUGACUAUAUCACCACACUGGAGCUGGCUUUUGAGAGCUUUUUGGUACUUUUACAUCUAAAACUUUUAAAACUUAAUAUAGGCCAGGCGAGAGAUAUAAUCCCUCCACCUGGUCCUGGACCGGCCACCAGGUCUCCUCCCGGUGGGACAUGUCUGGAACACCUCUAACGGGAGGCGUCCAGAAGGCGUCCUAACCAGAUGCCCGAGCCACCUCAGCUGACUCCUCUCGACGUGGAGGAGCAGCGGUUCGACUCUGAGCGCCUCCCGAGUGUUUCUAAGGCUGAGCCCGGACACCCUGCGAAGGAAACCCAUUCGGCCGCUUGUAUCUGUGAUCUCGUUCUUUCGGUCAUUACCCAAAGUUCAUGACCAUAGGUGAGGAUCGGCACGUCCAAAAUUCUCACUUGCAUAAAGAAAUCCAACAAACAAGUCCCACGAAUGAAACCGUGCAAAAUCGAUGAUUUCUUCACCUCUUCUUUAAUGUUCAGAGAAUCUUUGAUAUCACAUACUGACACUAGGUGGUGCUAUCCAGAUAAAUUACAGCCUUUCGUCACUGAGGCUCCCUUACGUUUUGGAUACAUUAGCCUCAUAAAAAAGGUUUUUAAUGCCAAGUUAAGUCCUUAAAUUCAGACUCUGUGGACAGUACGGUCUUUGUCACUGAGAUUUGGAAACAUGAUUCGUAUCUCAGAUUCUUGACAGCUCACAUUUGACCUUUUGUAGCUCUUUUUAGUCCCCGCUGAUGUCCACAAAUAACUCACAAACAGGGCAGUGGGACAUGAGGUCAAAGAUGUCAUCACCCCGGAUGAUUAUUAACUAAAAAAAGAGGAAUAAUGUUGAUGCGCUGCAGCGGUGUGAGUCAACUUUGUGCGAUGUGAGGAAUGUUUGAGUCUGUCUGACACGGCUGUUGGAUCCGAUCGGAGGGAAAACAUUUCCUGCCAUCUGUGGGAGUCACUUCGCUCUGUUAUGUCGAGUCUUAAAAAGGGAGCUGUGUGUGCAGUUUAAAAGCUGUGAUGUUGACAGUGUAAACAACUCUUCUGUUGCAUGAAUCAUAUAAAACAUGCAGAAUAAACACAUGGAAGCUCAGAGAUGAUGCACCUAACUUACUUUUAUUGACAUUAAACUGCAAAUGAUAAAAACAUUGUUGUCAUGCUUCCUGGUGACUGAAUUUGUUGUUUUUUUUUCAGCCCCUCCCAGAGCUGGACCCCACCUACAGCAGCCCUGUCCGAGCUCCGCCCACUGAGACGUCGCCGUUUGAUGAUGAAGAUACAGAAGAGACUUCAGGACAGGAGGCGGAGACGACCACGGUGAGAGGUGAGAACAACAGACUUUAUUUACUUUAUCAGAGCUCAGGGGGUUAAAAAAAUAAUUUAAAAUCUUCCUUUUUUUUAACUCACUGGUGUUUAUUUGACAUGUUUACUCACACUGUAAGGGUGUAGUCCCUAACUCACCAGCAGAUGGUGCUGCAGCAGACAGAUCAGCUGCUCCUUUAUCGUCCUCUGCUUGUUUUUACAUCCCAGUACAUCACGAUAUAAAUGAUCAGUCUGUCUGCUGUCACCUUUAUGGUCAUAAUAUUGACUCUUUAUCUUAUUUUUAACUGAACCUAUAAUUUCACUUUUGUUCUCACAGCGAAAUCCUUCAGGACAGAUCCUCCUGCCUCUGCUCCUGACUCUGUAAGUAACGAUUAGGUGACAUUAUUGAGCGUUAUUGAACAUUUCACUGAUUUAAAAUCUCGCCUGAUCACAUUUUUUAUCAUUAUUGAUAUUAUAUAAAUUAGUUUUUUGUUCAUUUAUAGUUUAUUUUAAUGCAAAAUUUACAAAACAUAUUCCAGGAGUCGUUUUAUUGAAUCUAUGAGAGAAGAAAAAGCAGAAAUAUUGAAAAUCAAAGAAGUGGAUUGGUGUAAAUUAAAAAAAGAGAAACUCCAUGAAUGAGUGAAUCUCUGAAUGAAUGAACUGUUUUGUUUUUCACCUUCAGUACCAGCAAGUGUCUCCUGGACAGAAAGGGGAGCGUGGUGAACCAGGUCCAUCCGGUCCAUCCGGUCCUCCAGGACCUCCCGGCCCUCCAGGACAGGGUUCAGGAGACGGUCAAGGAGGAGAGCCGGGACCUCGGGGUCCACAGGGACCACAGGGACCUGCGGGCACACCUGGACUUCCAGGGAAAGAUGGACAGCCGGUGAGUUCAGUGUUCUUCACGUGUGUUGUUUAGAUGUCCUACUUUAUAGAUAUGUAGCUCUAGAAGCUGCUCAGAGCGACUCUGCAUGUAGGUCAGUCCUGAAGUUGAAAUGUUUUCUCUCUCCAGGGAAGUAAAGGUGAAGACGGCGUCCCUGUAAGUAAGAUCUUUGCAGUCUGGCAGAUUUAUAGUCAUGCUUAUAUGUGUGUGUGUGUGUGUGUGUGUGUGUGUGUGUGUGUGUGUGUGUGUGUGUGUGUGUGUGUGUGUGUGUGUGUGUGUGUGUGUGUGUGUCGGCUGUUUUUAGUCUGUGUGUGUAAAACCAGGGCAGGAAUGAACCCACAUCCAGAUCUAGAUAAGAUGGUCUACAUAUUAGAUUACAGAAAACUCUGAAUCUGUGAUCCGGACAGGUUCUGGUCUCAGAUCUGUUAUCAGACAAAGUUCUGGUUUGGCUUCAUUCCUGCUCCGAGUUCUCUGUCGAACAUUUACUCUAACAUGUUAUUGAACGCAGCUGUAACUCUGCUUUUCCAGGGGGUGACUGGGAUUCCAGGAUUCCCAGGACUGCAGGGAGAGCCUGGCCUAAAAGGAGAGAAGGUAAACAACGACUUACUUUGACAUCGAGACACCUGGAAGUGAUUGUCAGACCUCUAUAAACAUCUCUCUGUUGUUCCUCUUUAAGGGUGAUCCUGGUGUGGGACUUCCAGGUCUUCCAGGCCCUCCUGGACCUCCAGGCCAAGCUACCAAGUUGCCAAGAUUCCUGGUAGGUUUCCGAUGAGUAAUGACUAAAAAAAAGAAAUAAUUUGACUGAAAUAACUGAUGUUUUGUUGUCUCCAUCCAUCUAUCAGGAGGGAUCCGGGUUUGAAGACUUCGACAGUGACGCAGAGAUUCUCAGGGUAAGUUUUUUCUUUUGGGAUCAGGAUGAUUUAAAGCUCAGACUUUCAGUCUUCAUCUUUGAACUUUGUCUCGUGUCAUCAGGGGCCGCCGGGACUUCCAGGGCCACCAGGACAACCAGGGCCCCCAGGAACCUCAUCUGAGGACGUGUUCCCUGGACCACCCGGGGCUCCUGGGAGAGACGGGAAGGAUGGAGAGAGGGGCGAACCUGGACUACCAGUGAGUUUAACAUGAAACAUGAAGUUUUUAACAAAAUUAAUCAAGCCGUUAAAAUCAUACGGCAACGUUUUCAUCAGGAAACUCAAAUCAUAUCUUUAAGUCCAAGUUUGCAAAUCAGACAGGAGUCUGAGAAAUUCUCAUAAAUGUGUUUCUGAAUGACUGUAAAUUAAAAAAAUGAUACGUGAGAAAAUAAAGAGGAGAGUCGAGUCACGUUUGAAGUUAUAAGAGCAUAUUUAAUCACAUUAAAGGGGAAGUUAGCUAGCUAAAUGAAGUGGUCAAGGCUAAGUUUGCGAGCUAAGAAUAAUGUUAAUUUCCUAACACGUGCGUGGGGCUAGGCUGACGUUAGCUUGCUAGCUAGAGGUAAAAUUAGUGAGAUAACAGUUAUUUUAGGAAGCCUCAAAUAAGCGUCUAUCAGCGAGAAACUAUGUUUGAUCCAAUUGUGUCAGAUUUGGCGCCCCCUGUGGACAAAGAAGGAUUCGCUUGUCAGGUCCUUUACAUCUCAUUCAGAGUAACAUUACACAUGGAAAUAGUCGAAACAGGGUCUAUUCCUUAGCUGCCAAGCUGACACCUCCCCCCUUCCCCAGUUUCAAGUACCAGAAAUUAAGAUCUAGAAAACUUAAAUCUUGUUUCUGAUGUUUAUUUGUUGUUUUCAGAUAUCAUUAAAAGGCAGAAAUAAAAACUUCAGUCCAUUUAUGAACAUUAAAAAACUCCUUACAGGAGCUUUAAGCUUUUGUAAGUGAUAUUUAAUCCAAGUAGAAACUUGAUCGAUGGCCCCAUGUCCUCCAAUUUCUGAUUUGAAUCUAAAACUGAGUUUGAGUUUGUUUGUUUUUUCGUCUGAAGAGAUUUUCACAGGUAAAUAAAAUCCUUGUACAUGAACUUAUUUCUGACCGAGGUUUUGUUCACAGGUGAUUAUGGACUGGUUUAGUGGCUCAGCUUUUGGGUCUGGCUCUGGUUCAGGGUCUGGUUCUGGUUCAGGGUCUGGUCAGGUAUUACAUUUUGCCCCUUCAGAUCUGAGGGGCUGAAAAGACAGAAUUUCCCUCGACUCUCUUCAGAGCAUCCAUGUUCUCCCGCCGCUUUCCUGCCGCUGCUUUCACCACAGGGUUUCUCAGUGUUUGUGAACUAACUCAUGAAUAUUAAAGCUCCAAUAAAAGGAGUCGAUAAAGUCGGAUCUUCACGACACUUUGGCAGAAACUAUCAGCUUCUGAACAUGGUCAGCUGUCGGGGGAAAUGUGUCUUUUGUCUUUGAAACGCUGGACGCUUUACUAACUUAUGAGAGUGAGUCAUCGUCACAGGAUCUCAGUUUGGAGGAUCAUUUAGAGCUUACAGUCUUUGGUCUUGUUCUAACUGAGCAGCAUUGAACUCCAGCUGUGAGGAGAAGAGCUCUGUGCGUCUCAAAGUCGGGUUUUACUCUUUCAGGGAGUCGAUGGAAAAGACGGAGAUCCUGGUCCUGCUGGGGCGAAAGGAGACAAGGUGAGUCCAAAUCAAACAAACCCGUCCACUUUUGACUGUAAAUCUGAGAAAAUCGGCUUUUAAAUUCCUGCAGCAGGAUUCACUCUUACACUCUGUGUGUGUGUGUGUGUGUGUGUGUGUGUGUGUGUGUGUGUGUGUGCGCUCCCUCUGAUUUCCCCCGAGCACGCCUCUUAGUGCUCUGUUAGCAGAAAUAAUUACCCACCGACUGAAUAACCAGCUAACACACAGAGCUAAGCUGUUAAUAAGGAGACCCCUGUGGGCUAAUAAAGCUAAAGGCUGUAAGAGAAUAAACAACUCUGUGUUUUUUAAUAACUGCUCUCAACCACCAUUCAGAUUCACUCUCCACUCAUUUUAUUGGAUUUGUGUUUUAACAGGGAGAGCCUGGAGCGAGCGGGCGGCCCGGGGCCAAGGUGAGUUUUUACUCCAUCACUGUUUCUGGUUUUUGACUUUUGCUUCAUUAGUUGUUUUUAAAUUGAAAAAACAAAUGUUUUUCAGGGAGAUCAAGGUCCUGCAGGGUUUCCAGGUCUACCAGGCUCAGAUGGUCCACAAGGGCCAGAUGGUCACAGGGGUCAACCUGGUCCUCCUGGGCCUCCAGGUCCCCCUGGAAAAGGAUACGCCUUUGACUUUGAGGUAGAGCAUGACACAUGAAACCCAAAACCAUCAAAUCUGAUCACAAGAGCUCUUCAUUUUAAGUUUAUCUUUGUCGUGUUUUAGGACUUGGAAGGGUCCGGGGUGCUGAGUGGUCUCGGAGCAGUGCCCUCUAAAGGUCCACAGGUAAAACUGCGUCUCAUUUUAUCAUGAUCAUGUCUGUAUUUUGCUUUAAAGUCAUGAAACAGUUUCUCUGUCCUCCAUGAUUGAGUUUCCUGUGUCUCUUAAACAGGGUCCUCCUGGUCUCCCUGGACUCAGAGGACCUGAGGUGAGACCUGCAUGUUUGCUAACAUGAGCUCGUUUUGUCUCUAGAUUAGAUUUCCACUUUCACUCUGUGUUCCUGUUAGAUUAGAGCUUUACAUGAUGUGGAAGAGGAAAAGUUACAGAAAAAAAACACCUUUUGUUUGUUUAUUUUACUCUCGAAUCGACAAAAACUGACAAAUUCUACAGAAGUGUACGCUGAGGUUAAAAACGUAGGUAAGUGAUUCUGAUUCUAACUUUAUUUUUCUCUUUAUUUGUCCUUUAAAGGGUAAAGAUGGUGAAAACGGCGUCCCAGGAAAACCCGGGGAAAAGGUGAGAGUGACUGUCGAGGGUUAAUUUUUUAUCAACCCAACAUGUUUCUCAACAGUGAAGUGAUGGUAAAAGGAGGAACAUCUUCCAGCUUAACUGGUUUAAUCAGCAGCAGGUUAUUAACAUGACAGGGGAAAGACUUUUAUAUCCUGGUACAGACCCAGGCUCAUUUAAGAGGGACUGAGGCAGACCGUCCUGUGGUCUGAUGAUCCAGAUUUGACCUUUUUUGGAAAUCAUGGACGAGUAAAAUGAAGAGUAACAGUGUUGACGUCUGUGAGUGAUGAAUGUGUCUCUGCUGCGUCUGCAGGGCGAGCCUGGUAUCAUCGGACGACCAGGGUUUCCAGGACUGGAGGGACUUAAAGGGGCGGAGGUCAGUUCACCUACAGAAGUCUUCGACCAGACGGCGAUCAAUCAGCUGAUUUAAGAAAACAACGGCAGCUGAAAACCCUGAUUUGACUUUGUCUCAUCUUUGUUCUCCUGCAGGGACAAAAGGGGGACAAAGGAGAUUCAGGACAAAAGGGAGAAGCAGGACGGGAUGGCGUUGGUCUUCCAGGCCCUCCUGGACCACCAGGACCGGUCAUCAACCUCCAGGAUGUAAGUGACUCUGCAGAAACAGCCUGAUCCGUCUGAUCCUGGUCUCAGCGUGUUUGAUCACUCUUGUUUCCUUCACCAGCUGAUGCUGAACGAUACAGAUGGCGCCUUCAACUUCUCAGGGAUUUUUGAAGCUCAGGGAGUCGCUGUGAGUAUCAAACCGCCAACAUGAGGGUGAAAAAAACAGGAAGUGUGUUUGGAUAGAUGUAGCUGCUGAGUGGAGCAGGUGUUCGCUCUCUCAGUGUCAGGGUUCGUGUUGUAAACAGAAACAAACAUCAGGAUACAAACAAACUGAAAUAUCUGUUUAGUUUACGAGUUUUCAUGACGGGUUCGAAUCGUUCACAGGGUCAGAAGGGGGACAUGGGUUCACCGGGAAUACGAGGACCUCCAGGACUGAAAGUAAGUCCAAGACCACAUAGAUCUGUUCGCUUAGAGCGCCCGUUUGAUUUUACAGAGAUGAAAACGAUGUCUUUGCGUGUUCCUCCAUCUACGUUUGGUUUUGUUGAUCUCUCGUGUGUGUGUGUGUGUGUGUGUGUGUGUGUGUGUGUGUGUGUGUGUGUGUGUGUGUGUGUGUGUGUGUGCAGGGUGAAAAAGGUGAGCCUGGAUUCGUCAUCGCUGCAGACGGAUCCACGAUAUCAGGCCUGGCUGGACCCAAAGGAGACAAGGUCAGAUUUGUCGUCACUUUCUUAUGCUGCAAACACUAACGCUGUGUCCGAGUCACCUCAGAGGUCAGAUGUCUGAGCUUGGAAUGACGUGACGACCGAGUUCCCAGUGUUUCAGCUGCCAAGACGGGAAAAAAGCAAAAUCGUAGGCGGAAACAAGAUGGCUACAUCUACAAAAGGAGAUGCUAAAAUAACUUUCGUAGAUGUACCCAUCUUGUUUCCGCCUCUGAUUUUGCUUUUUUCCGUCCUGGUAACUGAAACACUUGGAACUCGGUCGUCACGUCAUUCCCAGUUUAGACAUCUGACCUCUGAGGUAACUGGAACGCAGCAUAACACCUGAGGAUUAACGUGCUUAAAGUAAAAGUCUUUGAAAAGCUUCUUAGUUGAAGUGUAUCAGUCAGUGAAAAGGUGUGUCUGUGUUUUCAGGAUUAACGUACUUUGACUUAAAGGUGUCUGUAAAAGUGAAAAGGUGUGUCUGUGUUUUCAGGGUGAAUCUGGUGUAACCGGCCCUCCCGGAGUCUCAGUAAGUUUUCACUAAAGUUCCUUUUAAAGGUUUUUGCAUCAGUUUCCUGAUUUCGUUCUUUCAGUAAAUUUGUCGUUGUUUCCGUCAGGGGCCGAUCGGACCAUCAGGACCGAAAGGAGAAUUCGGCUUCCCUGGAAGACCGGUGAGCAACAUGAACUGAACUGUACUUUUUAAAAUCGAGUCAAACUUCCUGUUUUCGAGUUUGUCUGAUGACUGUUGUGAUUUCAGGGUCGUCCAGGUCACAUGGGACUCAAAGGAGAGAAAGGGGAUCCUGCAGGGCAGCCUGUGAGUCACAGCUGAUCUCUGUUUACAUUGAAACUCUGUGAGGAUGAAAACUGUAAAUAAAAAAGUGACGUCGUCUUUGACUCACCGUCGGAUCUUUCUCUUUCAGGGUCCUCCUGGUCCUCCUGGACCGCCGGGCCGCCCAGGGAUGUUUAACUGCCCCAAAGGAGUACGUUCUUAUAAACACACUUGAACUCGCUCUUAUUUACUGUCUCUGAUUUUACUCACAGUCCACUCUUCUUCUCUGGUUUCCACAGACCGUGUUCCCCGUCCCACCGAGACCUCACUGUAAAAUGGCGGUAAGUUUCAGUCAGGAUGAAACGACACGUCUUUAAUUUUCUCAUUAACAAAACACUCAUUAAAACAUGCCUGUCUCACACUAACCCUCCUUUACUCCGCCUCUUUCAUACACCCAUUUUCUCUUCUUCUUCUUCUUCGUUGGUGCACAGACAGUUUCCAUCCUCUCCUCUGUAACGCCGCUGCUUCCUAACCUUCUCUCACCCAGAACUCCUCCAGAUUGUCUCUUAAAUACUCCUGCUCGCUGCAUGUCCGCUCUGGGAAGGUGAGGGCUCACUGCCAAAACAGAAAUGAGGUAUCAGUUUAACCCCGCCCACAAAUAACCUGCACGUGUCAUUGGCUUGUUGAUCAUGAUAUUAACCCUGAAGAUCAGAGAGUUUGAUAAAAAUUGAUGAAUUCAGAUAUUUUCUGACCUCUGACCUCUGUCUUUGUUUUUUCAGCUUAAUCCAGAUGGAACCGUAGCAGCAGGUAGGCGCCAUGUUUGAUCAUUAAACAUUAUAAUUUGAUAAUUGAUUUAUUGAUUUCGGCCCUUUGAGACCUACAGCUGCAUAAAAACCAAAAUUUUAAGAUAGAAAUGUGAAAGAAAGACGUUAAACCUUUGGAUUAAACUUCAGUCAUCGUGAAAGUGCAGUUCCUCCAGUGUCCACUUGAGGCUGAUUCCAAAAGACAUGGAAACCCCAUUAGGACUCAUUUAAAGAGGUUUAUUUAUAAAGCUAAAAAUAAACAUGUUUACAGUCUGGUUAAAGUCACAGUGUCAGGAGGUCUUCAGAAGGUCGUCAGAGCGAGUAUUUCCAACGUCUCGACCGCCAUCUUUGUGCUUCAUGAACUUUGAAAACUGACGGACGACCACACAGACACUAACCCCCCUCUUCUCCUCUGUAAGGUAACUGUCAAAAUGGACCAAAAGGAGAAAAAGGAGAGAGAGGCCUUCCUGGGUCACCGGCACCACAGAGUGAGUCAGAACUUCACCAGAAUCAAACCCUGUCCCGUCUCUGAGCGUCUGAUGAAUUUAAAGCUCUUAUCUAAUCUUGAUCUCCUCUCUCUCUCUCUUUCUGUCGUUCGUCUUUGUUUCAGACUCGUUUCUGCCCAGAGGAGGAUGGGUGAGUCUCGUUUAAAGUUUCUCCUCUGAGGUUCUGGCUCUGUCUGCUUUUAGACUCAGGUUUUUAUACGUCCUUCUGUCUGUACGUGAAAUCACAGGGAGCGAGAGGAGACCAGGGCUUUAAAGGAGAGAAGGGAGACAAAGGAGACGAAGGGUUUCCAGGGCAACCGGGUAUCCCAGGGAGACCGGGUCCUGUGGUGAGUCUGCGGAUUCAGAGUUUCUUCUUUAUUUCAGAAAACGUCUCAAGGUCAUUAAUUAACUCUCCUCGUUAUGUUUCAGGGACCUAAAGGAGAGUCGGUACUCGGUCCACAAGGACCUCCUGGUGUGCCGGGUUCACCUGGUUCCCCAGGUUAUGGCAGACCGGGACCGGUUGGUCCUCCUGGACCACCAGGACCCCCAGGACUGCCGGGAUCAUCCUCAAGAUACGGUUCAGGUACAAACUGUCAGUCAUGUCUAAGAGUCUAAGAGGGAAACAGUCUGUGUUUGUGAAGACUGUUUAUAGACUGUCACGGUUCUGUCAUAGCAGUGACUAUUGCUGGACCCCAAGGACCCCCUGGACCCCCUGGACCACCUGGAGCUUCGGGUAACGCAGCUUCUGUAAGUGUUCAGGCUGUAGUUCUACACAACAUGUAAAAAAUACACCAGAUAGUUCCUGAGAGAGAUCUUCAUUUUUUUCCUUCUUCUCUGUUUUAAAGCUGAGGACCUUCACAACCCGGGAGAUCAUGAUGCAGCACACGGUCCGGGAUGCGGAGGGGACUCUGGCGUACGUCACAGGAACAGGAAGUCUGUUCCUCAAAGUUUCAUCGGGAUGGAAAGAGAUUCAGGUACGAAGACGAAGACGAGGUUUACAUGUUUGAGGUUUAUGUCCGUCUGAAAAUAGAGAUGUUUGUUAAGGAUGAACUGAUGCUGAGAUCUCAACAGAUUCAGACCCAACAUCUGACAGAAGUAGACACGAUCAGUCAGAGAUGAUCACUGGGAAAAUACUCCAAACUGAUAAAACUGAAGCGUGUGUCGACAGUUGAUCCAGCAGAUUAUAAAAAAGACUCUCCUUUUGAAGUUUGACUCCUCUGGUCAUAAAAAGUUCAUCCUGUGAAGCUGUUGUGUCAUUUUUUCUCAAUUUUUCUUUUUGUUAAAUGUGAAAUAUGAGGCCAACAUGAUCUCGAGUCAGAAAACACGAUGAAUGUUUUUCACAUUUGAGUCGUUUCUGUUCCUCUGCAGCUCGGCAGCCUCAUCUACCUCUCCAAUAACAUCAUCCCACAAGAUGAGGUACUUCUUCUUCUUCUUCUUCUUCUAAUGUGUUUUUUUUUUUUUGUUUAUCUGCUCAGUUAAAAAUGAUUUUGUUGAAUGUUUUCUGUUUUCAGCCUCGAGUUGCGUAUCAGACAAGAGGAGACACCACGGAGAGAGUGCGCUCACGAACAGAGAGGGUGAGUGUCGGCGAGUCUUCGUCGUUUUGAAGAACAGAAAUACUUUCAUCGAUUUUAGCAAACGUGGAUUUUAACGAGAAUGAUCGUGUUCCUUCUCUAGCUCAACCUGGUGGCUUUAAACCAACCGCACUCAGGCGACAUGAUGGGACUCGACACGGCCGACCGCAUGUGCUACGAGCAGGCGAAGGCGAUGGGUUUACCGACCAACUACCGCGCCUUCAUUUCCUCCCACAGACAAGACCUGGUCCAUGUGGUCUACCCCGGUUUCAGGGAAACUCUGCCGGUCACCAACCUCAGGGUGAGUCCGCUUCUCUGCUGAUUCCCGGACUCCACGUCUCCGCCGCCUCUUCCUCCUCCGUCUAACCUGCUUCUUUCUGUCGUCUUUCAGGGAGACAUCAUGUUCAGGAACUGGCGGUCAAUCUUUAACGGCGAAGGAGGACCGAUCAGGUCCAGGAUACCCAUCUACUCCUUUGACGGGCGGGAUGUUUUAGCCGACCCCUUCUGGUCAGUAACUCGACCUUCCUCCCGUCUGUGUUCUGUCUGUUUUCUGUCUGUUUUCUGUCUGUUUUUUGUCUUUCUGAUGAAAACUUUAAAAUAUUUUCUUUCCUGAUCGUUUUGGUUCCUCAGGCCUCAGAAGAGCAUCUGGCACGGCUCCACCGCCGGGGGUCUGCGGGUGUUGGACAAACACUGUGAGACGUGGCGGGCCGACCACGUGUCCGUCAUGGGCCAGUCGUCGAGCCUGACCUCGGGUCUGCUCCUGGGCCAGCAGACGCGUAGCUGUUCUAACCAGUACAUCGUUCUUUGCAUCGAGACCCACAAAACCCAUUAAACCCCCAAAACCACUCCACCCAAGAGCCCACCAGGGUCCCUUUGAGCGUCCAAACUCAGAGACUCUAAAUGACUUUCUUGGAAGAAGAACGUUGACGGUGCUAUGUGUAGCAUUUUGUGGUUUGUUAAAGACACGGAAGAUCCUAACGCCUCUUAUUCGCCGCCAUCUUCAGCGUGACUUUCUGAGGAGUGAGGCGGUAAAGAGGCGGUCAAAACUCUUGGCAUUUGUAAUCUGGGAAUCUAAGCUAACAUGAGGACGAUUCAACGCUGCGGCACGGGGAUCGUUUCACUUUCGAGGGACGUCAAUUUGACCAGAGGAUUCCCCUGAAAUCCAAACUGGUGGCACAUAACGUAAAACACAAAGGCUGAUCGAUUCGUAGCUGUGCUGAUGCUAACGUUGUCAAAGAGAGCGUGGCCCCUUUGGCUCAUGGGAAGGGAAGUCACUGCAACAAGACCCAGCCGAGCCAAGCCAAAAUGGCGUCAUAACCACCGUGACUGUAUAUAAAAAGUAGAUGUGAACUUCUGCCAUAUUGUCCGCAUUAUUCUGGAAAGAACCGGAUCCUGAAAUAAUUAACAUCGAGCUGAACCAAAGACAACGUCAGACUCGUGAUUUGGACUCCGAAAUCGUUCAGAAAAUGUCGACCGAGACUUAAAUUAAAGAAAAAGUUUGGUCACAUCUGCAUAAAGUUACACAAAGAUGCGGUUAAUUUGUGAGCGUUAGAGUCGCCCCCUGCUGGCUGUUUGCAACAAUGCAGGUUUACGACGCCUCAGCAGAUCAAACCUUGAAGCCACAUCCACUUCUUAUAUACAGUCCUGAAUGAAUACAGAGUUUUUUCUGAAAUCUAACGUCUCUUUGUUGUUCAGCAGACUUCAUAGCUUUCCUGAUAAAUAUUAUCUUUUUUAUAAAUGAUGAAUUUCCAAAGACUUUAGUUAUCGAAGCUUAAAGGACUACUUUAGCUACUUUGUUUACAAAUAACCUUCAGACAGUUUACUUCAAAGUUUUAACCGGAGACGUCCCUCAUCGAUGGGAAGACCAGACAGCCAGUGUUACCACCAAAGAAAUAUUUGAUGCACUGUACUUUAUUUUUUUUAGAUAUUUUGUAGCUCUAACAUUUUUCAUCCUUAAAGUUUUGUGUUGUUGCUUUUUUCAUCCGUCUUGUUGAUCUCACUUCUUGGCCGUUCUUUCUCUCAGUAGGAUAUUUAAUUUAAACCCAAUGAUUUAUUUAUACCGUCACAGCACAUAACAGUAAAAAAAAAAAAAAUCAGAUGAUUAAUUUUAAGAAUGUAAUUUAUCAUGUGUUGGUUGUUUCUUCACACUUUGUGCCUCUUUUCUUAUUCUUUGUACAGUUUUUUGCCUUUUUUUUUUUGGUAAAAACUUUUUUGGAGAAUGUUAAAUUUCCAAAGUUAAAAAAAAUUCAACUGUAACAACAAUAUUUUCAUGCUGAAAAAAAAAAAGAAUUUUAAGGGAAAAGAGAGCACAUGUUUGUAUAAAUAUUGGUGCUUUAUUGAAUAAAGUUUUCUCUUUUGGUAAA